Molecule: messenger RNA, 85747 nt
Organism: Xyrichtys novacula (pearly razorfish)
Lineage: Eukaryota; Metazoa; Chordata; Actinopteri; Labriformes; Labridae
Source: the annotation of a GenBank genome assembly
AUGAACAGCCCUGGCUGUGACAGAGCUCCGGCCGCGGAGAGCAGCGGGGCGGCCCGGAGAGAGGAGCCGAGCAGCGGGGCACGCUCCGAGCUGCUCAUGUACCUCACCUGUCUGCCGGAGAGAUACCGGACGGCGAAGUUCACCCUGGCGGCUCACCUGCUUUGCUGGGCUCUGCUAAGAUGGUACCAGGUGAGGUUAUAUAUUUAUAUAUUUAGUUUUGGUGAUGUUGGCAACUUUAGAUAACAGAUUUAAAAUGAAAUGCAGUAGACCUCUAGGAAAACUGAAUCCAGGUAUCUACACUUAUUGUCACCUUGAAGUCUACUUCAGUUUCACUCAGAGGCAAAAGUUUUAAUUCUUAAUACAUUUAUGUAACAUUAACACUAUUACUUUUACAGUACAUCAAGUUUUCUUUUGUGGGCUCCUCAUCACUAAAGUAUGAACUCCUAUCCUUUGAGCUGUAAAUGCAUCAGAAAGAAACAAAACUGAUAUUUUGACCCAUAAACAGUAGUCUACCAAGAGAUGCAGAUGAGUGCAAAUGAAAGGGAUACCAUAUACUUGAUCUCUUUCUUAUAAUGAACAUUUUGAGUGUUUGUGUCAUCUGAUUCAGCUGGAAUGGGAUGAUGUUUCACAGUUUCAUAUAUUGAAUUGAUAGUGUGAGAACCAAACAUGUUUAGGGUGAUGAAUUAUGGCAUGGUCUCUUCUGCUUUAAAGUUGUGUGUGUGAAGAGGAAAGCAGAUGUGGAUGCCAGCAAUAAGACCACCAACAUUACUCCAUGUGUCUGUCUGGCUGUCUGGCUACUUCAGAGAGCUUCCUGGCUUUGCUUCUGCAGUGUUGUUCACACUAAGAUUGAAUGCAAUGCCCUAGAACUGGUUUCUCAGACAACGCAACUCACAGACGCCCAAUAUGUUUUGAGUCAAGCUUAGCAGGCGGUGAGGCCACAUGUGAUUUUGUAAAAUGCUGGUGCUGUUGAUUAAACUUCUUAAUAGUGUGUGAAGCUUUCAUUUGCUGGGGUUUUGUUGUGCUUAAGUGACAUGGCUUGGUGAAACCCUGUAACAACCAGUGGGGUUAGAAGCAGGAAACUUGUGCAUGGGACAAUUUACCCCCCAACCCUGCCUCUAGGGGGUAUUCCUGUUAAUUUGCAGUAAUUCAUCAGCCAUCACAGAAGACUGGAUACAAUUCAUGACACUGGCAGGGUACACUCAUUGUAAAACUGUAAAAAAAACAAAUAUGGUGUAUUCAAUAAAACUGCUUUUUUAGCUAAAGGGUAGAAAUUAUUUUUUGCUCAUUACUCAAAACUUGCUCAUAAAUUAAGUUAAGUAGAGAAACAAUCGAACAUUUCACUUCAUGCUGCUCAGUGUGUGUAAGAGAGCCUCUGUCCUUCCUGGCCCUCGCAAGUAGCUCCUCAAACCUGAGGGCUAGUAGCACUUUGGUGUGCAAGAGGCAGAGGGAGGAGGGAGAUAAGAGAGAGAGCGAAACCCGAGCUGCACGUAACGUGUCAAGCCAAAUCAUGUCACUAAUAUCAAAUCACUGAUCACCUUCAUGGCGUAGCACAUCAGCGUUGUGCCUCCAACCAAACCAAAAUGCAUUACCUUUGACUGCCAUCACGUUAAUAGCUCUGACAAUCCUUGAUGCUGCAUCACCACUUCAUGCUUAUCCAUGUUAUUCAUGGUUAGAGUUAUAUUUCAACAACUUUCAGAGUAUAAUGAACUGUGGCUCCUUUGUUUGAAUGUUCCUGCUUUUUAUGGAGUGGAUUAUGUGUCCUGCCAGUUCUUCCCCGUUCUCCAUGGGUUUGAACCGAGGAGUAGCUAAAUCAGAGAUUGGAGUGGUUUGCUUUGUGGCCAACAAAGAGUUAGUUGAAGGAUUAUAAGACUCUUUCCCUUCCUACACACUGAGCCUGGAGCACCAGUCAUGGCAUCCAAUUUCUUAGUUGUCAUUGUAGAAGUCGACAACAAGUCUGAGUAGUAUUUUGACCCGACUCAUCUGGAGUUCUGAUCUUUGCCGAACUGAUGCAGAAACAAGCAUUGUCAUGUACAAAGUCUUAAGGUAGGCUUCUCUUUGUUCAGUAGCAGAGUUUUUUAGUUGCCAGACUUAUCCACUUUAUUUCAUGGGUAUCUGCAGACGUGCAUUGUGUACACUUGUCUUUGAUUAUAUUUCAGAUAGGGUUUUUUAACAUGAAAAAAUACUUUAGUCUGGAUUAAAUUGAGGUAUAUUUCCUAUUUCUGCCUUUCAUUUUGUAGAAGAAUAACUGUCAGUAGCUAUUAGAGAUUAGAGAACUGUUAUGGGACUUGAUGACCACUCACUUUAAAGUUCCUCCAGACACUGUUAAAGGCAUAAUAUUUCACUGAGUACACCGUACUGGAACCAAAAACCCCAUGAACAAACACACACGACCAAUUGUCACCAAAGCUGAAUAAUUUUGAUAGAAAGCACUGGUACAACUGCACAGCUAAGAUCUCAAAGGUAUGGACUUCCACAUUUAAACGACCUGUUCUCCUGAAUAAUAAUGGACAGAUGUAAGGCACUAUUCCACAUCUGUAAAAAAGCCAUACAGGAAAGAAAAAAGCGAUAACCUCUGAGGAAAAUAUGUUGAAAAUAUCAGGACUGUUUAAAUAUGACUGUAGACAACAAUUUACAUCCUGUUAGACCUUUUUUUUUCAUUAAACAUUGUAUUUUUUUUUCAGUUUCAACAUUUGUCAGGUCGUCUCUGCAUUAUUUAAUGGGUUUACAUAACUUGAAAAUCUUUUUUUUUUUAACACCAGCCUUAUUGGCCGCAUUGGUUAAGAAAUCAGCUGUCAGUUAAGUGACUUUGACCAUCAGUGUUAAUAUCGGUGCAUUGCUCCUGUUAAUAUCCUGAAGAAUAGUUUCACCACUUUCUUUUUUCUCUCCAUAGAAACUCAGAUGCCAGCCUGCUCAUCUUCAGGUAAGAGGCCCAGAGAAAACUACUGUUUACAGAACCUCCACCUCUCACAUGCAUGCUCUCUCCCAAACAAACACAGUCAAUACAGAGGGUGCAAGCUUCGAUCUGAUCUACCCAAGCCUAAGAGCGCUUCCUCUUUCGUUAUUUGGCCCAAAGCAGGAGACUGCAUCUUUAGAUGAGAGGGGCCGACCCCCACCACCUGUCUUUUUUAUGAAGUGUGUUUCUGUGUCAUUCUCAGGGGAAGAGCAUAGACAUGUUUGGGGAGCUUUAACGGCUCAACUUUCUGUUGUCAGAGCUUGGAGCAGUUUGUGCCCUUGGUGAAAGUCUUUUUCAGUGGUACCAUCAGGUCUAAUCAGCCAUGUCUUCCUCAGUCAUAAAAAUGAUCAGUGAGGAAUUCAUUUAAAAGUGUGAGAAAAUCAAGUUUCUGUUACCUGUCUGGACUUGUGGUAAAGAUACUGGGUGAAAUGGUUGGAUGGAGCAAUUACACGUGAUGGCUUGUUGGUGCCUUUGGCCAUGAAAAUGUUGGUAUGAACAGAAACACACAGAGACUUGCAUUUAUUUUAUACCAGCCUCAGUCAAGAAGUUUGCAGACAGACUGUGGUUCAACAACUUAAUUAUAAGCUGCUGUAAUUCUUUUAUUCCACAGCAUUUAAUUGUUUUCUUACAUUCUUUGGUUGGAUGAGAUUGAUACACAUCUGGAAAAGGUGCAUGUAUCUGAAGAAUCCCAUCCAAACUAACUAUUGGUUAUUGGCUCGACUCUGUUUCACUUUAGCUGAACACAGCAGGGACUUCUUUCGCCAUUGGAAUGUUUUUACCUGCUCUCAGCUGAAGACUUGUCUUAAACCACAGAUGAUUGACAGAGGUAAUUGUGACUUAUAGUCAAAGGCUACUAUAAAUCUUCACUGCUGGUUUGAAGGCUCUGGCUCUAAGCUUGGGGUUACAUAGCUAGGAAACCAAACCUUGUCAGACAAAGAAAGGGAAAGGUAAAGAAGACAAAACUUUGGCAUUGAGUUCUUAAUAAUGCGUUUUGCUGCCUGUUUUGAUACAUAAUGCGUCCACUGGGAGACAACCUGAUAGUAAUGAGCUAAAAAGGGGUUUGACACCUACUAUAGCAGGGGCAAACAUGCUUCUGUCAGAAAUUUGAUUAUUGCCCUGUGCAUGUAAACAUGGGUAACGACAGAAGUCCAGUGAAAUCGCCUAACUGAGCUAUGGCUGUAAACAUACUAAAUGAUGAGUGCAUGAAUAGUAUUUCAUGCUUUCGUUAAACACACAUUUGGUUUCCAGGGGCAACUGAUGUGUUUAUGAUGACUCCACUCAUACAGACUAGUACAAUGACUCUUGCAUUGACAUGUCUGCAAAGGUGGACAUAACCAGCCACAAACUAAAAUGAAACAAACUUUUUCCCUGUGUGUGAGCAGAGCAAAAAGUAAGUCUAUCUGGAUAAUUUAACGAUUGCUUGAAUAUUAGAGUUGUAAGUUACAAACAAUGAGUGCUUGGUAGAUUUUGGGACCCAUCAACCACUGUUAAACCCUGGUUCAGUAUUUUUUCAGUUAUGUUUUAUUUGUAAGUGCAAAUUUCCUUGAAAUAUACAUAACCAAACGAUUCUGAGGCGGUAUCUCCUCCAUAGAGGGUGACCACUCAAACAAGAACUUUGAAAUUAUUAUAAUGAGAUUAUAAUGAAAUAAAAAAGACUCAUGCUAACAUCCUGAUUAGACUUAAACUUUUGAUUCAAUUGGAUUUAUACUGAAAAAUGGUGGUGUAUUCCUUUAGUUUUCCUGUGCAGACUUAUUUGAUUGUAAUCUGUUGACAGGUGUUUGGACUGAAAUGUCCUGUACUGUUUCUAAGUAGAAGAAACUUAAAAGCCAACAGUAUUUUUUUUUUUUUUGACAGAAUUCAAAGUGUGUAGUGAAGUGGAAAGGAUUAGAUAAGCCUUCACCCCUCACCAUACUGUGGGGCACCCCUACAUUGUAGUACAAGAGAGUGAAAUCCUUUUCAAAACGGUGACCCCAGCUUGACCUAGAAUUUGCCAGCUCAUAAAGACUGCCUCUGACCCAUCUGACGCAUUACCUGGGCUUGAUUGGUAUUUUUGAGAAGUUUGAUUUUUUUCUAUUUUAAGUCGGAUUAAUGUGUUAACAUGCAUUUUUAUUGUCCAGUUUCUGUCGGACUAAUGCGAGUCAAUUUUCUAAACAAGUAAAUGUUCCACGUGUCAAAUCUGUUACCUGAAAAGAAAAGAAAAUAGGCAGCAUGUUAUUCCAAACUGUAGGUUGAGCUUCAAAUCCCCCCCAGAACAAGCUAGUUAGCAUGUAGCCAGCCUAAACAACAUUUUGUGUAAAGAAUUAAACACCAUUUUAUCAAUAAAUUGACUGAGCUUUAGCAAACUUAUUAUUUAGCAGUGAUUUUCUGGAGUUACAGUCGCUACUUUGACCACGAAUGACAAUCUUUUCAGCCUCAAUGUGUCAUCAGUAGAUAUACACUUUCAAGCAGGUUGACCUGUUUUCAAUGGGGAUGCAAAUCCCAUCUGUGCCAACAUUAAACUUGGAGAGUAAAGAGCAAAACCCCCCCUGGUUGCUUUUAUCAACACUGACCCUCACUCUAACAAGAUGAAGAAGUGGGGUACUUUCACGACUGUGCUAGCUGUGGGUCUGCUUGGACAAAGAUGCAGUUUCCUUUUACUCUCCACCAUGGCUGCAUCAGUUUGGGGGCAGUAAAUCUCCAUCAUAUGAGGACUAAAUUAAUAAUGUGUGUGUACAAAAUAAAGUGUUGAAAUAGGUGGAGUCAGAACUGCUGGUAGUACUGUUCGUAUCUACGUUUUAACACACACACACUGCAUACACAUGAUGAUCAGGUAAUUAGAGUCCAAGGCAGAGCUUUACAUUCCUCGGAGAAGUUUUGGGCUGCAGUGAGGUUGACGGGGUGACAGGGUGAUGAACUGCCAUCCAGGCUCACAGUGUAGAAGUUAACUCAAAAGACAGCCUGGAAUUUAUCUCUUUCACAUCCAGCCAACUGAUGCUAAUAGGAAAAAAUUCAUCUUUCCUGUCUCCCAUCCUUCCUCAUUUUGUUUAAGGCUCUGAAAAGGGCUUCAGUCUCUUUUAUGUAACUCUAGUGUCAUUGUCCUGUGUAUGUGUAUGUGUAUGUGUGUUUGUGUGUGUGGGUGUACGUUUGGUUCAGAGUAGUUUACCAGUCCAGCAGCUUUUGGCUCCUGUGCUUUAACUCCAAAACUUGACCAGUAAUUUUGGACUCAGUGGUUGGAGGCCCAGCAAAAACCAAAGCUUUCUAUUUAAAGGGGACCAAAAAUUAAAGGACGACUGGGAGUAGAGUUAGCUCACUGUAACUGAAUCACACAGCUUUGGAAGUGACAUGUUUAGUAACGCCAAUGCAACAAACUAGAGAUAAAGUCUGAUGAUGGCAAACCUGGAUCAUUUUGCUGUACUAGCAUGGAUGAGUCUUCAACAUCAAUGUUUGUCUGAUUGUGUAGUUUUCAUUUGCCCUUGUUUUUCAGUUGUGGCAAGAAAUCUUUCCCGUAUAGAAGCUCAUAAAAACAAGAUUUGGGGGCUGUUUGACAAACCUGUAGAUUUUUAAAGAAAACGAUACAACAGUUAUCAUGCAAUGCCAACUUAAAUGAUAAUAAAUGAAGUAUAAAGACAUAAAUACUAUAGUAUAAAUACCGGGCUGUAUGCAGUCUUUGACAGGUGAGGUUUUGACUGACAGCAGCCUAACCUCAACGUCUGAUUGUAAUGGCUCUCUAAAUGAGAGGCAAAAAGUGUGAAAAUCAUCUGAAAUGUAACAGAAUAAAUGGCCUUAAACAUAUUUAAAACAGGAGUUUUGAGUUAAUCUAUGAAUAUAUGUGAUUUUACGAAGAACACAAAGCUCCAUUGAACAAUACUCCUGUCCAAUUUAGCCACAUUAAGCUCCUUUCAAUCACUUGUUUUAUUUUUGUUGUUGUUGUUUUGUCCCUUUUUUAGAUUGGGCGAGCUGAUGAGAGACCAGAAAAAUGCGGGGUAGAAAGUGGGGGGAGACGUGCAACAAAUGAGGACUUUAGUCUCUGUAAAUGGGGCACAUGCCUAAACUGUGAGGCCAGUGGUACCCCCAUGCCAGGUCAUUUUAUUAGUAAAAAAAAAAUCAGACUCUUCUUGGGGAGAUACACAUUCACUGUAUCCAAGGAAACCCCUCAAACCAAGCAGAAAGAGUAUAACAAGAGGAAGACCAUUCACUUUAAUGGUAGACAGCAGGUAUAUCAGGAAACCUUCAAUAUUUCCUUUUUUUUUCUUCUUCUUAUUCAUUGCAACAUUGACAGGUUUUUUAUUCAUUGUCAUAUUGUGAAAUGGAAAAAUUCAGUUUCUUUUCCAAACUCCCUACAUGAAAACUUUUAUCCCUUUCAGCAAAGUCACAACACACAGAUUCUGCGGCACCGUGAAGCUCUUUGUAGUACCAUCUGUUUUUGCUAUCCUGCUGUAUACCAGUGUGGUAGUUGAGCUCAGUAAAGGUCACCCUUGUGGUAGUGAGGUACAGUGAGAUUGUUCAAGUAUCUUUGGAUCAUGUGAGUGUUAGAUGUAAGGUGGAUAGGAUGCACAAGCUAGAAGCACACCAGAUAAAACCGGAUGUCAACUUUCCAACAGAGGAAAGUACACUGAGACUGAGGACUAGCGCUGAUACAGUAACACCCUAACGGAUGAUGAUUGAAUCCUCAGGCACCAUCGCCAUGACAUCAAUUGUUUAUGUUGACCAGGGCUUUAGAGAGGAACUCGGUUACUUUGAUCCACCUCUGACCCAAAUUCUUCCACAGGCUGAAAAUAAAGAGAGGAGAAAGAAAGGGGCUGAUGGGCAGAACGGACCAGGGAGUGCCAAAGAAAGCAUUCCCUGAACUUGAGGAUGAAAUGAGCCAGGGGAGCCUACUGACUGACUGACUUUUCUUUUUCUGGACUUGUGGUUUCUCUGCCCGGUCAUUAUGUUUCUCUGCUCCUCCAAGCUUCCCAAAGGGCUUGACGGGACAGAAGUAUUUAUUUGUGUUUGUGUUUUUUUUAUAGUGGGGAUUAGUUCCACUUUUUCACCUUUUCAAAGUGAGCUCUUAACCUGUGGAGGUUUCACUCUUACAUCUGUUUUUUUGACUUUGAAAUGGUAGCAGUGUGCCUGCCUGUCAGUCAAGUCAGCCGUGCCUCUGAUUUGCUGAUGUUGAAACCUUGAUAACUCAGAAACAAAUAUGAUACAAAAAGAAAAGAAAAGAAAACCUCCUUUAACUGUGGGUUAGGGUUUUACCGAUACAACUCUUUGACCUCCGAUAAAAUACCCAUAUUGUAGCAUUCAAUCUUGAGCAAUAUCAAUAUUGAUCUGAUAUUGGCACAAAAUUGUGCAUGACAAGUUUUUUACUCAGCUGCAAUGUCUUUUUCAGCUUAAAAAAAAAAUGCUGAGCACAAGGCCAACAUCACUCUUACUCCUUGCUACUUUGUUCGUUCCUCAGUACACACUGUUGUUGUGAUUUUGUGGACUCUGCAUGCUGGAUCAUGGCACUGCUAGAUAGAGGUCUGAUAUUGGAGCUUUUAGAUGCAGGCCAAUAUAGUCUCAUAUUCAUUUUUUUGCUGAUAUCGGACCGAUAUCCGAUAUCAAUAUCAGAUCGAGACAGCCCUACUGUGGGUUCUGUGGGAGCCCUGAGCAAAUUAGACCAGAGCUUUUUUUGAUCCGAUGUGUUUGUGUUUGCUCCAAAAUCUGUCUUUUUCAAAUCAGUGCCUUGUAUCUGUUGCUUCUGCAGACAGCCUCAAGUGGACACUCAGGGUACUGCAAGCACUUCUGCAUCAGCUUCAUUUCUCAAGACUGGAGGUUGUCACAGGACUCAUAUUAUGUAAUAAGCUUUAGCAUUUAUUUUUAAACUCUUAAAGGCAAAGAUUGGUCAGCUUCUAACCCUAACCCAAGGGGUCAACUGAUUUAAAAACUUCAUAAUAACACAUAACAAAUGAAAACAAAAGGAUGAAGGCUUUAUUUAUGCACGUGAACUCUGCUUGUUAGGAUUACGCUUUCAGAGCAUGUGAUAAUCGGCCAAGCAAAAAGUUGCAGGAACUGUUUUUUAGAGUAGAGGUGUUCAAAAAGCAUGAAAAUAUCAGUCAGUAAAGCUUUCUGUAUCACCUGAUCAGAAAGUUACCUAUAUCCUUAAAGGUAGGAUUAGAUAUUUGCCGCUCUCCCUGUGUUUUAUGAGGGUUAGACCUUAGACUGACACCCUGAUCAGGACCAAUAACUUGACUUAGACUUCAACACUGAUUAGGGCUGGGUGAUAAGCCGAAAAUUUACAGAUACUGAAAUUUACGACAAUAACCAACUUCAUUUUGCCUAUAUCAGUAUAUUCAAUGUCAAAAAAAUAAAUAAAUAAAAGUUGGUUUUGGAUGUGUGUAGGUAGGCCAUGUCUCUGGUGUCCCUUUUAAGAUGCUGUCUCACGUCAGAGACGUGACUCCACCCCAUCCAGUCCUUAACAAAGAGGGAAAGACAGGUGAGGAGAUGAAGAACAGUUCAAAAGUUGAAGUAGACGAAGUUCAUGUGGGAGAGGUUGAGCAGCUUGUGGAGUAGUUAUCGUCCAUUUAUCAUUAUCAAGGUGAACUGCUUAAGAUAUUGUGAUAUUGAUUUGAAGCUAUAUUGCCCAGCCCUAACACUGAUGACUGACUUGGACCAGGUUGGGAAGAGAAAGUGAGAGAGAAAAAUAGAGAGGAGUGGGCCGACUUUCUUUAUUGAUAAAGACUGUUCGACUGAUUGUUUUGAAAGGCAAGGCUCGAAUAACUCAUUCAGCCUCCAGUAAGAGUUGGCUUGAGUGUUUGCCUGCUUGCACUUUCAUGUGCCAUCUUGUUCAAGCAACAGCUCCAGACAGGAUGCCUAAAGAGGUAUCACGUGUCAUUAGUUUGGGCUUUCAAAUAUUUGACAGCAAAUGCAAGCAAGAGCAACGCAGCAUGUUUAAUCAGUGAAAGAACAAAGAAGAGGAAGACAGGGACAACCCAAAAGUUUACCAGACAGCUGGCAAGGAUGCACCCAAACAAGGAAGUGAGGCUCUAAAGUCUGAAAGACUGUGGAGAACCUCUGAAGUGAUUCAACCAGUAGGUCUAAGACAGUUUAAAAUUUUGUGUAAUUUUUUGAGUUUUUCAGACACCUGGAAAUACCCUGAAAAUGUCAGGGGUACAAGUAUAAAGCUUAAAAUAUUUCAUAACAAAAAGAGAUUAUGGGAAAGUAAUUGUGUACCUAAAUUAUUAUUUCAUUCUGGUAACAGAGUUUCAACAGAACCAAUAUAAUUUGCAGAAAAAGGGAUACAGCGAAGUGCUGGGAUUCUUUGAGUGAGCAGUGACCCUCUUAUGGGUUCUUAGAGUUAGCCUGGGCCUCUGCUGUGCUUGUCAUGCAAAUGAAGGAGCAAAUGCAUGAUGUUUUCCUUCUGUAACUGUUGGUAACCCUGGAAAUACAGAGAACCUACUGUCCUAUGCUUACUUUUGCAGACAAAACAGGGGACUUUGUAAUUUUUUUUAGAAUUGAUAAAUAUCCCUGUGGAUGUUUGGUGAUAAUGUUCUGGCAAUAUAAUCAAGAUAAGGAAAUGAUGCUUAUGUACUAUGAACACAUUCUUUGGUGAGUGUAAUUAACCAAAGUCAUUUAUCAUCAUUAAAUACAUCUCUCAACUAGUCAACUUUUGGAUAUACAGUGCCAAGACCAAACAAACGUCAUUUUUUGUAAUUUAUGGCCUAACAUUUUCAAGAAACCCCAAAAAUUACACAGUGAGAGGGCAAAUGUGUACAACAGCAAAGAACUACUGUCCUGUAUAAUAAAUAUAAAGCAGAUAUUUUGAACAGGACUUAACUGGAGGUAGAUAUUGAGUGCCCCGCGCCUGCAGCAAAACGCUGAUAUUGAUACUUCUUCUCUUGCUCCUCCUCUUUCGACCACUAAUACUACUGCUUCUAAUAAUGAUUGUUAGAAAAGUCAUGCAGAAUGAAAAUAACACAAGUUGCAAAGAUAACCCUGCAUGGUAAUGAGGUCUGCUGCAAACAAUGUUGUUGUUUUAUAGAUAUGUAUUUGUCAGUGUCGGACCUGAGUUGGAGGAAAUGAAUGUUUAUGCAUUCCUGUCACAUGGACCUGAUUUGACCGAGCAAAUAUAUAAACUAUUAAAACGUGAGCUUAAUUAAAAUUGUGACACAGGCCAUCACUCACUUUGUGUGUCCUGCUCCUAAUUGUCUAACUAGACUUAAAGGGAUAUUCCAGCAUUAAAUUAAUUUAGGGUCAAACACACCAUAACACAGAGUUAGACACCCCCUUGAGAGAUGAAUGUUGCUGAUCACUUGCUUCUCUAGUUAUACCAACUUUAGUAAUGACCGCACGAUAGAAAUACACAGUGGUCUGAGGAGCCAUAAACAAACCUCAACCAAAAAGCCACUCUAUUGCCACAAAUAAUGCUCAGAACAGCACCUAACUUCAUCAACAGUACAUAGAGGGUCCCAGCCACAGUGCUAGCCACCAAACAUCCUUUUAGCUUUGGCAAAUUUCUUUGGCAAAGAGAUUAAACACAACUCACUUACUCUCUUCCAGCAGCCGCUUGUUUGUAGCGAGACCUCGGACCAGUCCAUUACGGACUGCUGCGGGGUGACGCAGCUCAAGGAAGAACAUAUAUGAUUAUGUUUUGUGUGUUUCCUAAAUCUUUUCCAUUCUCUUCAUUUCCCUCUUUUUUAACCAAGAGAGCUCAUCCUAUGUGACCAUGGUCUUUGUCUUUCCAGUUUAUAAUAUAAAGGCAUUGUAUAUAAGUGGCUGUCCCAUGCUUCACUAUGCACCAGCUUAUUAUGCUGUGCACAAAUUCCCCAUCCUCCACCUCUCCACCUUUGGAAACCUAUACUAACUGUAGAGCGCCCAGUUUCAGCACAGAGCCCUAUUUUGAACAGCCUGUCUGUUGAAAAGCUGCACAUGUAGUGCUGCAUUGUGUGGAUGCAGAGGCCACCACUCCAUCUUCCAAUGAAAAACAUUCUAGAAAACCAGCGCAGUCCAUUUGGCCUUUGACACCAUCAGUGUUUUCAGAGUCGCCAAAGAGACGGUAUUGUACCUGUGAGCCUCCUCGUAUAUUUGUCCUGCAGAGGUUUUUUACUACUGCAAAGCUAAACCUGAUGGAGUCAUGAAUUGACAGGCUCAUGAGCUUUGUGUUGGUUGCCUGACCUUUAACCUGUGAUAACACUGGAUUUGAGGUGGCAUCCUAUUUCAGAGCAAGUUCAUUCAGCUCUGUAACUUACAGUCUAUUAGAAAUAGCAGAUUUAUUCAGAUUUCAAAACAAAAGCGAGAUUGUACAAUACAGGAAAUCAAACAAAUACAUUUUAUUUGAACAGGUUACUUCAUUUCUUUGAGUGCAAAAAAGGCAGGACAGACUUUUUCACUGUGUUAAAGCACACCCAAACUUUGCAUUAUUUCUUGUAAGUGAAAAGUCACAGUCUGAGUCCAGAGUUGAAGAUUUGAAGGCUGCUUUGAGUUUUUUUUUGUCCACAGUCAGCAUUCGAGCACUGGCUCUGUGUAUUACAAAGAGGGCUUUCUGCAAACCCAAGUGUGGGCUGUAGGCUGUCCUAGUCACAAGUUGGAAACCAUCAUGACAUCCUUACAAUCUGUUUCUCACUUGGCAGAGGAAACAGUGUUUUUUUUAACAUGUCAGUACUUUUUGGGUGGGCUUAGACCCCUUUUUGCCCAUAGCUGCUGCAAGCCCAGGUUGUAACCCAUAACCACCGGCUGACACCUGCAGACAAAAAACAGACACAGUACGAUGAAACUGAAAAAAAGGAGGUUUGGAUAUACAAUCCAUUUUUCUUUUACAAGAUUUUAAUAUCUCCAUGGCAACUGGUUCAACUACAAUCAGUCAAAACAUGCGUGUUAAGCAUUUUAUUAUGUUUGGGCUUUUAAACUGAUCAUAACUAUGUUUGCUCUACAAAAACUAAGCUAGUGUUGCGCAACUCUUUGGCAGAGCUUCACCCUCCCUCCCUGUUUGCCUCCUGUCUUCUCUCUCUCUCUCUCUGAUCAGGCCUAAGUCUGUUUAAAAUAGCUACAGGUUGUAAGGCUGGAGCUCCUACAGACCUAUAGACCUAGUUCAGGAGCCACACAGAAGCAACCUCCCGGCCAAAGGGGAGAAGAGAGGAAAAUCAGCUGUAUGCAUGUCUCCCUCUGAACCACUUUUCAAGAAUGCUGAGUGUUUUGUAUUUCCUACACACGAUUUUCCAGGUAAGUCUUCUCAUUCCUGAAAACUUUGGUUUAUUUUGAGUUGACAUUCCAGGCUAGGGAUCAAUCACAGCUAUCAUUUAUUUGUGACGACUUUGACAGGUCAAUAGUUGGAGACUUUCAAAACAGUCAAGUCUUGUUGGCGUGAAUUGUCGGCUUCAUUGGAUGCUGUGGUACGGCUCUAUAAUGAUCUUGUCUCAUGAGUUUGACUCAUCCAGGAGGCCUCUAGAGACCCUCAUCCCUGUCAGUUCUCAGUUGUACUUGAGAUAUCUGCGAUACAGCAAUGCUAACAUAGUGGAGUUAAAUGUAAGAAGUCAAACGGACAUGAAGGCAUUAUCAGCUUUUCUUUGGUUGGAGGCUUUGUAAGUAGUUUGAAUACUUUAUCUGUCAGAGCAUCUGCUGCUUCCCAUCUGCUGCAGCCUGAACGCUAAACAACAAAACAAACAUCAAAACAAACAAACAGUAGCAACAGAACUCAGUGCAACUGUAAAGAAAUACCUCACCUAAUGAAAAACACGAUUCAUUUACACUUCACUUGGAUAUAACAUUUUCCUUUCACUUUAUUCUGGAUUCCUGAGAGUUAUUGUUUGACAGCAGCAGCUAAACUCUGGAUAACUAGAUUAUGUUCAAUGUGUUUAAUACUUUAGGCAUAACAGUCUCAAAUCUAUGCUUUUGCAGCUGAUACGUGUUUUGGCAGAAGUAUCUGAAAAUGUUAGUGACAUUUGUUCAUGUCCAAUAGUUCAUGGACUUGGUAGCUGCAUUAAUGAUGCACCUUUUGAAGGUCUUGUUCCAGAUUUUCAUGCUGGCUGGCUUGACAGUCAAGUGUAAGUACAAUUCAACAAGAAACAAUGUAAACCAGAGGGAGACAGAAAGGGAUGUGUCAGCCCUUUAAGACUUCGAUAAUGAAUUCUGUGGUUGGUCUCUGUGUUGCAUUCCUCUGCAAUAAUAUGGAGUGAUAUCUCAUUUGCUAAACUGACACAUCCUAAAAUUUAUAUCUGAUCAUAGACAUAUUGAGAGUAUCACAGAUUCUUCUCUAGAAACAAGCCAAAAUCAAAACAUCUGACUUGUCUUUACCAAAAUUUGCCUUUGAAAACUUAUAAUACUUACACUUUGGCAGAAGUUUUUGCAUAGAAACAAUCUUAUUUGAACAUUUAAUUAGGUUUUUUACCGGUUCUGAAGACACAUUUGCUUGUCAAAGUUUUUGGAUGAUAAGAUUGAGUGGCAGCUUUGGACAACAGCAGUAGAACCGUACUUCUUGGACUGGAUAAACUGGGGCACAGACUUUUUUAGUGGUGUCCAGGUGCUGCAAACAUUAGAGGCUUAGGCCAAACUUAGGAGGGUUACCAACACUUAUCACAGCUACUUUAGCGUCAUAUUCUUGUACUGCACGGGUAACAAAUGGACAGAUCAACCCAGCAGUGGCUUGGUGGCUGUCUAGCAUGAGUGUGGUCCUACCCAAGGUUUCUGCCUGUUGAAAGGAAGUUUUCCCUUGCCACUGUUACUGAUGUUUGAUGAGAUGGGCCAAAUCCCAUCUUAGGUUGGGUCUUGAUAAUUCAUCAAACAAUGAGCAUGGUCUAGACCUGCUCUUUUUCUUUGUAUAGUGUCUUGGGAUGACGACUGUUGUGAAUUGGCGCUAUAUUUGAUUGAUUGAUUGAUUGAUUGAUUGAAAUGGAGGGGCACUAUUCACUUUGGUUAUCUCCAUCUUUGAGGACCCAAAAAGGUAUCAGCCCAAAGUCACCAUUUAAGGACCAACAAAGGACCAAAGAAGCUUUGGGCAGCUUGCUGAAACACAACCCAAUCAUGGUUUAGGAUUUCAGAGUUGUAACAGGGGUCAAUCAGGUUCCAGCUCCCUUACUGUCGCCCAAACCAGCCCCCUAAGUACAGCUAAUGAAAUAGUGUGACAGGCAGCAUAAAAGGCAUGUUGCAGUUGUUGGAUUGAGUCAGUGAAGUUGUAUUAUGUAAGAGCCAGUGGUUUGGGAGUUGGACCCUUAAUGUUGGCCCAAAGACAAUGCCAUCAGUGAGCCUUCGACUAUUGUUUGAUUAUGAUGUAAAAGCUUCUUGGACUAAUCCGGUAAAGUAUUCAAAAGAAAUCUCUGUCUAGAACUGACCCGAAGGUUAGCAUAGAGGCCACUGAUCAGUACAAAACAAUCAGUACAUUUUGUGGUUUGGGGGCUCAUACCACUUAAAUGUGAUUCAGACAUGAAGUAUGUGAGUGCAGCUAAGAGAAGGAGUCCAGAAAGUGAUCCACACCCUCUGCUGCUUGCCAUCUGAUUUUUCAAUCAUGUAAAUUUGGUGGAGUCUUUGAGGAGAAGCUGUGGCAAUAGACUGUUUAAAUUGCAUUACCAACCAAGUCAUUAAUAUUUGACAGAAGACUUUUUCAGCACUAAUUAAAGUAACAUAAAUUAAAUGAAGUGCUUCUUAUACGAUAAUAGAGGACAAUAAUCACACAAUAUUUUUACCCUAUUGUCAAUUUGACUCUGCAAAACUUGUUUUUGGUCAUCGUGCCAUUUUACAAUAUCUUAAAUCUGUGCAUGGACAAUAGAAUUUGGUUCAAGUAGUUAUGGUUAAAAAUGCACAGGUCAAUCACGAGUCUGACUGACUGAAAGUGAGACAUGCUAAUCUUUCAUCCCACCCCCAAACCUCAACAGGAAACUCCCUACAGAGGCACAGAUCAGAAUAGGAGAGGCACAGCAGAAUAGGAUGACAUCCUCUUCAAAAGGUCAAAUCAGAGGCUCAAGUUUGAUUUCCAGCUUCACUUUGUUUACAUGGAUACUCAAAAACUGAAGAGCAGUCCUGCAGUCUUAUUAUAAAGCUCUGUGCCCAUACUUGCCAUGGUAACCCUGCACUCCUCUGUCUCUAACUCUUGACCCAAAUGAGCACAGAAAGCCUUCUUUCACAAAUUACAAUAAUGCCACAAUCAUUAAUUACACCAGAGAGGAGACAAAAAUAUGGACUUUUUCCAUCAGAAAACUGUGAUGCUUGCCUCUUUAGGUAUUGUAUCUCUAUAGUCGAAGCACACAAACAAACUCUGUGAACUCUACAUAUUUAAAGACGGUGAUCCAGUAGAUUGAAUGGAGUUAAACACACCUGGGAAAUAUUUACCCAAACACAUUCAUAAUUUCUUGACAGUUUCUAGAGAUUAAGUAAAAUAAAAUGAAAGUGUUUGUACUCAAACACUAGCAAGGUAAUUUAUGUAACUUUUGUCUAUUUUUGCCAUAUUUCUGCAUUUUCAGCCAAACAGCCUUUUUAGAAAGCAUAAAAUCACAUAAACAGAGUAUUGACAGAUUUCUAACAGUACCCAAAAUGAUUCCUAAACAUGGAUUAAUCUAUUUUCCAUUAAGUGUACACACUUUAAAUCAGCACAUUGUUUUCAUUAUGUAAAGUAGCCAUUGAAGUGGCACACAGGAGAGGAGUAAACUCAUGUGGUCACCAGUGUGAAGCAUAACCUCUCUUUUUUAAGUGUGCGCUUAGACUUCUCGGCAAGAGGUGCUCCCCAGAUGUUUGGUUAAGAUUGUGAUUUAUUAAAGAUUUAGGAUUCAUUAUUUCCUCUACGAAUUUGCAGUUAUAUACAAGAUGAGAUGCUGUUUUCUCAGUCCACAGCAGUGCUGCAUAAAGACAGCAAAGCAUAAAACAAUAUCUUGAACAACCUCCUUCAAAAACAAAACCUAGAUUGUCACCACCUGCAGUGAUCCCUCCAGCAGAAAUGAUGAGUGCAUCCCCUCAUUAAAAGAAGUAUAAUUCACAUUUAUGCAGGAUACAUUCAAUCUAAAACUACCGAAGUCAUGUAGACUAUAGCUCUGAGUCCACUUCCACAAACUAAUAUUUAUUGGAGCCAGCGCAGAACUUAUAAAUUGUAGGACUGAAGAAAAUUUAAACAACUUCUCCUUUCCCAGAAUGCCUCAUGGUUUUAGAAGAUAGAGGGCGACACCAGAUUACCACAGGCAUUAUAGGAGAGCAGUGCUGUCCAGUCUGUCACUUCUUCCUGUGCCAAACGGUCGACCAGGAUGAGGCUUGGGUUUAACUACAACUUCUGAACAAGUGAUCAGGGAUUCCAUCUCAUAUAACAGUGUGAAGUUAAGAGUUGAUUUGUACCACCUUGUACUCAGCACUUUGAAUUUUUCCUGUUUUCUUUUCCUUUGUAAGCCUUAUGCUUAAAUGUUGUAUGUUGGCGGUUUUAAAGGAUUAAAAGCAAAAAAAAAAUGUACCUGCAAGGUCCUUAUUCAUCUGUACAAUGGUAAUCCUGAUAAGGUGACUUGUCAGGGUACAUGAAGAUGUUUGGCCUCUCAUCUGAAAGUUUGGUUAACAUGUAGGGAGCCUUUUAGAUAAGAGGAUAAACCUUUUCAAAACCUCACUUUACCAUUGUCUGAACAAAUCUGAGCCUUCACAGACAUGAUUUUCAAGUUUUGUUGCACUGUUUUAUCUGUUCAUCAGUGGAGUUCAUAGUCAUAGCUUUCAUUGGGCUUUAAAGCUGCUGUGGGUAACAUUAUCUGUGGAAAGUUUUGGUCAAGAAAGCAAAACUUGAUCAUGGCUACUGACAGCAUUACAGCACAUAACCAUACUGAUAUCUUUAUAUGUGCCUGAUCUGUGUUUUUGAGCACUCGAAUCAAGUCUGAUCAAGUCUGAAUGAAACAGCUGAUCAGGGUUAAGCUCUUCUCAACUCUAUCCUCUGCCUGCUUGUCUGAAUUAAAAUGUUCGGGGCUCAAUCCCAGGGCUGUCCACUUACCGCAGUGCUCUUUGGCAAGACACUUGACCCGGCUGUGCCCAGUGGUGUGUGAAUGUAAUUAGUCAAGAACUGAUGGGCUCUAUACAGAGCAGUAUUUGCCAUCAGUGUGUGAAUGGGUGAGUGGGACAUGAAGUGUGAAAGCACCCUGAGUGGUCAGAAGACUAAAGGAAGUCUUUUAAAACUUUGGCACAUGAGACACUAUUGACCAUGAAAGUGACAUAGACAGACAGAAGUUGUAGUGUUGUAUCGUUUCAAAGCAGGAGGCAUCAAGAAGUAUUCAAAUAUUUUAACACCGCUUGUGGAGAACUUAGUCAUUUAUUUUGGUUGAAGUAUAACUAGAAUAAUUUUCCUACACUUCAGACCUAACUGUUGAACAGAAAGCCAGUGAAGAGUUAAAAAUCACAGAGUAAUUCGAUAAUGCUUUCUGCAACAGAAAGAACUCUUGCCAAGGAAAUCUGCUGGAGCUUUAGUCCUGCUGCUGCAUGUUUAGACAAUUUUAUGAAAGGUGCUAAUUGCAAAGAGUAAUCUGUUCAACAAGAGCACGGAUCUGCAGCAGGGAACACUUGUUAAAGCAGAUAUCUUCGGUACAUGCUCCUCAAACAGCAGGCUUUGACUCAAUCCCUCCCUGGCUCCAGCAGUUUUGGUGCCCCUCUCCUCACACUAUUACCACUCCAUCACCACAUGGAUACGUGACAGCAUUUCGUGAAUUUCCCAUCAUUUCUUUUUCUCUUCCUAAUGUGAUUUGUUUGGAAAAGUGUGUGAGAGUGAGCAAAGAGUUGAUGAGAGUUUAACACAGUAAAAAAGUGAAACAUCAUAGCUGUAGAUUUAAUAUUGUUCCUAGGGUCCUAGUAAGUACCCUGCUGCCCUAGAGACUACUGGAUCCUUUGCCUUGAAUAGACACAGCAUCAGAAACCAUCUGCAGUAGCACAGGUUUCUAUGUGAAUCACCACCAUUUAAAACACUGCACAACUCUGAGUGAGCUCAGUGAUGUUGGAUUAACAUGAGUUGUGCAGCAGCUCAGCUUUUCUGGCUGAAAGCGUGAUCAAAUGAAACAGUCAGAUCAAACGUGAUCAAACUGGUGAAAAAGGCUCUGUGGUUGGAUUCAAGCUGGACUCAGCUGAGGAUGUGGUGGAGAGAUCUACACUGAGGAAGGUGGAGAAUAUUCUAAAGAACAUGGAUCACCCACUUCACAACACCUUGAUGGACCAAAGGACCAAUGGUGGUGGACGGCUCCUCUCUCUUCACUGCAGGAAAGAAAGAUUCAGAAGAUCUUUUGUACCCACAGCCAUCAGACUGUACAACUUUUCUGUAAAUAGUAGAUAACUUUUAGAGACGUAACAAAUGAGACGACAGUCAAUUGAAUUUCCCUUCGGGGAUCAAUAAAGUUCUCAUUCUUCUUAUUCUUAGCUACAAUGCAAAUUGCUUAUUACAAUCAAUAUCUAGUAUCUAUUUUUUUUAUAAGAAAUCAGGAAAAAUGUGUUUGUAUGGGUCAAGCUUAAAUAAUGCAUGCUUGAGUCAGACAAGAUCAGACAUGUCUCAAUGAAAAACCACCUGUUGCUGAUGAUUUUUGUUAAUCGUUUUGGCCCGUAUUUGGAAAGAGUCUUUUUACUCUCUUGUUUAAGUAUCACAGCAGCUUGAUGGUGGAUCAAAACUCUAUAGCAUGUUUGCAAAAGACAAUGAGACACUAAAACACUUCAUUUACUUUUCAAAACCUAGUUUUUCUGUCAGUUAUUUUUUCAAGUUUCACCAAAAUGAAAAAAGAGGAGAUCCUGUUUCUGACGCUGAUCUGCUGGUCUUUAAUUUGCUCCCAUAGACUGUAUAUACUAUGGACAACUUGGUUCCGUCUCCCACCUGCAUACAGAUUUGAAGCCAAAAAAGCUCAUGGUAUUUCCACGAUUUUUCUUAAUUUCUUGAAACCAGCAUUACGCAGUAGCAUUUUACGCAUUCGGCGGGAGAGUCUUAGAGAGUCACUGUGAUGACGCUCGGCUCAAACAGCAUAUCCCACGGGUGAGCUACGCAAUUGCUGAACGCCAAUGGGCUGUAUCAGGUGUCAAUCAUAGAAAACAUGAACCCCCUAAUAACUUUUAAAAACAGCUUCACAGAAAAAAAGAGGACUUGUGCAUAAACUAGUCUUAACAGGGGAAAAAAAAAAUUAUGUUCAGUGUAAUAAAUUUCUUAAGUUUGUCCACAACUCCAUAGGUAUUGCUGGAGAAGGCGGGAUUUAUGAUCUAUACUGCAGCCCAUCAACAGAGGGUGCUGUUCUCGGAGUGGCUUCACCCAGCAAGGAGGCAAUCGCUGUCCAUUCUAUAUACAGUCUAUGGUUUCUCCACCUUUAGAAAGAAAAGCACAAAAUUAUACAUCAAUAUGCUGUCAAAUUUGAGCCAAAGUGACCAAUUUGAAUCACAUUUAAUCGAGAAAGUCACUUUAUUUACUCUAAAGUGAUAAUGAAAGUUGGAAGCAAAAUCAGUUUUAGUGUAUGACUAACUCUUCAUCAUUGGGAACAUGUUGUAAUCACAACAUAGACUCCUCCCCCUAUUUUGGCACUCAGCUUAGAUUCCAGCAUUUGAUAUAACAAAAGAUCCGAUCUCGUGGCCAGUACAUCCAGUGUAAUGGUACACUCUGAAGAGUUUGUAUAGUCCAGGUAGAAAGAAACAAGCUAUGGUUUCUGUGGAGGACCUGCUGGACAGGAUGAUUAAGUCUGAAAGAAGUCACAUGCGAUCUUGCCCCGUUCUUUCCCACACUGUGCUAUUGGUAUUCCGACCCAGAUCUCUGAGGCCUGUUUUGCCUUCCUUUGUGCUGUGUUUCCAUGGUAGUGUCCUCUGGAGGGGAGAAAAGCUUGGUUAAAGUAAAAAGGGGUGGGGGUGUGAGUUUGUGUGUGCCACUGUGCGCAUGUGUACUUGCAUACAUGUCAAAAAGCUGACCUCGCUGUUGUAACACGCACUGAGAGUGCAGGAGGGAGACUUGUUCACUGUUGGUCAAGUACUUUUUUUAAAUAGAUUAUUAAAAGCAUCAAUUAAGCAUUAAGUGAACAUGCAGGUGCUGGUACUGUAAGACAGGACAAAAAAGUUUGGACUUGACUCACACAUCUACUAUGGUUACCCACUUUAAUGUGCAUUCAUCUGUCAUAAAGUAGAUCAUUGAAAAGAUCAAAGGUUUAUUUGAAAUCAAACUGAUUGUGAAUGGUUUGAAGAGAAGUCAGGUUCAGCUUCAGGCACAAUGAGGAGAAAGUUUGACUCCAGAAUGGGAAUUAUAAUGUCAGGGGGAGAAGAAAGAGUAGCCUUGUGUUUAACAUGCACUUGUGUGUUCAUGCAAACACUGGUGUGUUAAUAAGGCUGUGAUGUGUGUAUGUGGGGAGCCCUGGCGGCACAAUAGUUAGCUGUUCCCAGUGCGGCUGCAGCACCCACGUCCACAUUUUUUCAUGCUGGGUGUGGCAGGAACUCAAGGUCAUCAAGAUGAUGGUGGGAUGCCAAGGCAACUUUCGGUUCUGGACUCAAGGAGACGGGAGAGAUCUGGGAGCGAAACCUGAAAACCUCUUAUUAAACGAAUCAAAGAUAGGCAUUCUGUGUUUUAUAUUUAAUGAUGGGUAAAUUCCAGUCUGCAUGUCUCAGUCAAGGAGAAACCAUUCACUGUAAGUUCAUUUGAGAUUGUCGUAUUGUUUCUAUUUGAAAUGUCUAACUUUAAGCGUAUUCUCUGCUUUUAAAUCAAGCUCCCUUACGAUGCUGAAAGUUUUGUUUAAUCUGUGUCACUAGCCCAUGAUGGUUCUUCAAAUUAAGCAGAAAGUCAGCAUGGUCCUCCUCUUCAUACAGAUUUAGAUGCUAAUAGUAAACACUUUUUGUUCCUGUGAAUUAAGCUGCAUCCCAACAUGAGCAGUGACGAACGGUGAACAACCUGUCCACCGCCUAACUGUACCACAUGUUUUUCAGGUAUUUCUGACGGUAGAGGCAUUUGUGAGAUUGUCAAAACCCUCAGUUUAUUUUCAAGGCCGACUAGUCCUGCCACACUAGGACUUCUGUACCAGGCCAUAAUUGUCCUAAAAUCAUGAAGUCUGACCUCUGCAUCUAACCCAGUAGUUCUCAAGUCCAGUCCUUGAGGCCCACUGUUCUGCAUGUUUUGGAUGUUUCCCUGCUCCAACACACCUGAUUCAAAUGAUCAGCUCGUUAUUAACUCAUUACAGAGCUUGAUAACGAGCUGAUCAUUUGAAUCAGGUGUGUUGGAGCAGGGAAACAUCCAAAACAUGUAGGACAGUGGGCCUCGAGGACUGGACUUGAGAAUCACUGAUCUAACCAACCAGAGGGUGUAGGGGAGACCGGGGUUUGUCGUCACACUUUUUACACUCUUAUAUAUUUCUCAGAAUCAAUAAAUCAUAUGUAAACAAAAUGUUUACCACAGGAAAGACCAGAGUCUAAGGUGUUUAUUUUGUAUCAUGUCAUUUUCAUAUCUUGUGUCAGUGUAGAGUUAAAAGCAAUCAAAUAGAGAGUGUUAACAUGUGACAUGUUGCCCCACCAUCAGGUAAGUUGUCUCACUACAUGUGGUAAGAUGUCACAGUGGAUUUUGCAGCUAAUAAAACAAGGACAAAAUUAUUGUUGUCCUCAUUUUUUUACUUAAAAGUGAACAUCAAAGUCAGACACAAAAAAUGUUUAUCAUUGAGUUAGAAAAAGUCAUUGAACAAACGUUGACAUAAAAUAUUAUCAAACAUGCUCUGGAGUUUGGAGAGCUGUCUGACCCUGUGUUUUGGCUGGGGUGAAUGUUUUGUAUUACUGAGCCAAGCUAUGGUAGUUGACAUUAAAGUCCUUUAUUGUACUCCAGAUUGAUUCAUUAGCUUGGGUCACCUGCCUGACUGCCCUCAGCAUCAUAUCAGGAACUGCACUGCUAUGUUUAGUUUUUCUUUUUUAAUUCCUGACCAUGUCUUCUCACUUUUUCCUCUCCUUUAAACCUCUCUUUUUCGGUAAAUGUAAAGUCGAAAUUUCAUUAUGAAAACUGCUGAUAAACACACUCUAUGUUAAUUUGAAUUCCUUUUAAACAUGUGACAACUAACCCCAAAAUGACUGAGACAAGUUUCCCCAAAUUACCAUGUUUCCUAAUUCUAGCUCUAGCUUAAAGUUAGCUUAAAACAGAAGAAUGACUGAGGUAUGACAGGAUGCCUUAAUCUCUCCUCUAACAAGUCCACAUGUACCACUGCUAGGAUUUUUAUCUGGAUGAAGCUUAUUUUAAAAUGUAUAAAGUACAUUUUUUCACUUUGGGUUGUGCAAAAUGGUUAAUUGGCGUUCCUCUCAGCUCACAAUGUGCUCUACUCUUCUCAGACAGGACUCAACCCCUGACUGUGUAAAGGAAGAAAACUAGUAUUUUUACCACUUUUUAGUUGCGCCCUCUGGUGGUAAAGAUGAUUGCAAUGUGACAACUUACCCAUGUGACAACAAACCCCGGUCUCCCCUAUUAAAUAUAGAAUAUUCAAAUUGCUGUUACUUUUAGCAGACAUGAUCCUUAAAAAAUCCCCAGCCUCAGCCUAAUGAUGAGAUUUUUUUUAUUUUUCCUGGACUUCCUUGUACUCCUUUUUUCCCUCGGCUCAGUUGAAUCAGAAUUUAAAAAUUGUGAACUGGACUGUGGCCCUAAUGUGUUUUCUGAGACUUUUUACUUGCACAACCAAGUAAAGGCUUUUUUCUCAGUAGGCUGCAGCUCCAGAUUUGGUCUCUGUUAGUCCUAGCUAGCAUGUCUCUGCCUGCUACAAGGAUAAUAACAUGGGCCAUGUGUUUGCUUGGGUAACUGCACUGAGAAGGUGGAGUGUUGUUCUACCACCAGCCAGUCCACUAUAUGCUAGAAAGGGAGCUCUGCUAAGCCUUUAAGCUGCUUUAAGACACUCAACUAUAAUUAAUUAGCAGAAAAUAACACUGGCCACUCUGUGAAUGGAUCAACCAAUGAUUGGAGUUUUUUGAUCUUGGUCCCGCCCCUUAAGCUGAGGGGUGGUUUGUAUUGGUGUUGAACUGAUCAGUGGGGGAUGUUACACACAUCUCCCAUGUUCAUAGGGUUAGGGUUAGCAUCAGCUUUCAAUAUUCUGUCAUUACAAAUAAAGAGGUUUCAUUUUUGUCUUCUAGCUGCCCGGAAUAAACAGUUCAAUCUGCAAAUGGCAUUAUCAGAGUUUAAACUGCAGCCUCAUGCUAUCUUCUUCAAGCAUUUGAGUCAAAGGGUUUGUAAUAGUGUACAUAUACUAAAUAAAGAGUCCUACACAAUGGCAUUGUUGAACCAAUUAGAGCCCAUAGAUUCUCAUUAAAUGUCACUUGGAUGAGCUUACUUUUGCUUGCCCUUAAAUUGAGUUGUCAUGCGACCUACACUGCCUUGAGUGUCAGUCUUGUAUUUAUAGCCAGGCUUCUUAAUGUCUUCCCUUGUUAUUGAGACACAGAGUUCACUGGGAACCUGCUGUGUUGAGGGCGGAUUAACUCAUAGCUGCAGUAGAAGAUCCACUCCUUUGACAUGCGGUGAAAUGGGAAGGGCUUCUUGUUGUGUUCCAUAUAUUGCAGGUGGAUAAAACAGGGAUGGAUCUGUUAUUUAUGACUUGGCUCUUUGCACUAAUAACAACAAUGGAGGGAAAAGAAGAAGGAAAACAAAUGCAAUGGGAAGCUUGAGGAUGUAGCACACGGAAGUGGAGAGCUUGUGAGUGUGGUUAUGUAUGUGAGGGACACCAUGGGAGCAGUGUUUAGCUGGUUUGCUGCUCGCCUUCAUACUCUGGUGCUGGACACAACCGAUGCAUUGAAGCACCUGAAAGUAAGUGAAAUCUGAAAUGUUGAAAUCAUUUCUUGGUGCAUCUUAGAAACCUGUUUUUAGCUGCAGCAGUACUGGUAGGAAAAAAAGGUUAUGUUUGAUUAUACAUUUGCUUUUUAAAUGCAUGAUUAACAAGUAUUAAUGCAUGAAUACUUAAGGCUGGUGAAGUCUGAGGACGAGUACCAACUUUGCUCCAAUACCAAAGAGAACUAAUACUGGCAACGGUACAAGGAACCUUCUUAACAAGUGCUUUAUCCAAUGCAGAGGUUUACAUUUAUAAAUGAACUCAAUGCCACAACAUGAGUAUUUCAUAUGAUGUCCUUCACUACUGGAGUCUUAAUUUGUCUACAUCUACAGUCUUUCCUUAGACACAUAAUUAAUUCUGUGCUAGACUGUUUGUUUUUCUCUUUUAUUGAUUUUAUGGACAUUUUUCUCUGUUCAUAGUUUCUUUAAAAAACAAUAUACUUUAUGGUCUGCAUCUCACCUAUUGCCAGGGCUGGACUGAGACAAAACUUAGUUCACUUGGUCCAUAUUCGCCCAAUGUCAUUGUUAGCUCAUGCAGUGCAGCUUCACCCUCCAUGCGCACUCUGUCCCACUUGCUUUCUGCAGAUGUUAUUCUGCUCUGUCAGCUACGGAUGAUGAGAAUUCAUCAUGUCACUGAUAAAAAGCCUCAUCAGCACUCAGACCUGCUGUCAUUCGAAUGAGUGAAAGUUUCUGAAACAUGAGUUGUGUUGUUAAGAUGACUUUAUAAAUUGAACUGCUGAUAUAUAUUGACAAUAGAGUGGGCACAUACAGGUAGAAAGAGGGGGAGAGACGGGGUGGGGAGGCCACUGUGUGGAAAGGACAGGGUUUGUGUGUGCAUGUGUCUGUGUGUGUUUGUGGAAAACUGAAGAGAAGAAAAACAGCCUGAUUUUUUUUCUUUUUUUUUUGAGUCAGCUGUCUGUACUUAAACAUUAAUAAGAUUAUCCAGUCAGGUUUGUCUCAGCCCAUACAGUUUUGAGGACUGUUUAUAUUGGUGGUGCCUCAUUUAAUGGUUUUGGAGAUUUGCAGUUGCCUACUUUCACAAUAGUCCAUCUCCAUGAAGUAAAACCUUGCAUAUGACUUUGCUUUAGUCCAGCUCUACUCAGCCUCUGAAGUUUGUGCUUUCACUAAGUUGCUGCUUUUAGCUAAGCACCUUUGUGUAUUUUUGUGUUUGCUUUAAAAUACCAGCACCAUGUGUCCAGACUUUGUUGGAUUGUUCUCGAAAAAGAAGGAAAGGGGUGCAAUAAAAAUCAGACUCAGGGUUUUCUUCUUUGUAGGCUUAUCAUUUAAUUAAAAACUGAUUGGAAUAUACAAAAUCUAUAUUCUUACCCAGCCCUAUAAUUACUACUGUGGAUGCAGCUGUAUGUGUGCGACAGUUGAGUCCAAUGCAGAUUAAGCCGUGAAGGUGACGGAACGUAACGUAGCAAAUCACAUCCUACCAUAUUGUUUUGUAUUAUAACAUAUCACAUCAUCGCAUAUUGUACUGUAUCAGAUUGUAUUAUAUUAGGUCAUAUGGUAUUGAUUGUAUCCUGUUAUAUUGUCACUUUAUACAGUAUGCUAUUGUAAUUUUUUUUAUAUUUUUAAAAAUCACUUGUCUUAUGUUUAACCCUAUUUGCCUAAAAGUGCAAUUACUCCAAUUGGCCCCAAUUUACUACUAAUUGCUCUUGUUUAGAAGCCAAAAUGAUAAAAUAAAUAACACCCUAAAACCAUAUAAAACAAUUUUGAAUGAAGAGUCAAUUCGACUGAUUAAAAUCAUGAUCAUUAGAUAAUUCAAUGCUUUAAAUUUCAUUGAGUGGGUUUUAUUCCUGUAUGUUCACACCUGUUUAGAAAUUCUGUUGAAAAAAUGUAGCAGGACCUGCUCCAUUAAUGACAUACAGCUGCUGUGGAUAAAAGUGGAUUGGGGCAGUCAAUGGCCUCUACUUGAUUAACUGCUGUUAAAUACAUUUGGUGUGUAACUUAUAUUACUAUUAACUAUUGUAAAUUAGAUUUCAACAUCUUACAUGUUUUUAUCUGGGGGAUCACUCCUAGAGUAAUUGUAUCAGAGCAAGCUGUAAGAUUUUAGCAUCGUCUCACACCCUUGUUAUUACUCCAAUUUUAAUUCUAACCAUCUCUUCUUUACCGUCUCUUUACAGCCCCAGGCAGCCCUCAAAGACUGCCCCCACACUGAUGAGAUAUGCUCAGUGGAACGAGAUUUGAGUGCUGGAUCACUGGAGUGGUGUGAGAGGGGCAUCGGGGAGGCUGACACAUCGGAUGAAUAUUUUGACUUCCGCUCUUGCCACAGUGACACCCUGUCGGAUUUGAGUCCCGACGAGGAGGACUCCGCGGAUACCGUUCUGGGAUUGGAGGAUGCCUAUGUCGGCCGAUCAGUAUUGGACAGCAGUUUCCACACGUGUCAGAGCAAAGCUAAGCGGAGAGAGUCAGUGACAGACAGGGACUGUCACAAAGAUGCAGAGACUUGUUUUGAACAAUUCACAUGUAGUUUGAGGAAAAGCCCAGAGAACAAUGUGGAACCUGAUUUUCUUUGCCCUGAGAUCCAGCCCCAUCAAAAAACUGAGAACCUAAAAUUAGACUUGGACCACAAGCAGCCCUGUAUACAGACCAUUUCCACUGACACUCAAGUGAAGGGAAACACGGAGCCAUGCUGCUUACUUGCACAAAGCCAAGAAAACACUGAAACCUUUGACACAGAGGUGAAUUGUACACAAGACACUGAGGAAGUGAAGUUACCUGCACUGCUUGAAGUAAGCAAAACCAACAGAUGUAACGCAUCUACAGACUCAGACACAUGUAUGAUACAGAUAGAGUCUGGAGAAGACAAGACUGCGGAGAUACGACAACAGUAUUGCAAACACGUGGAGAAGUUACAGACAGGACUCAAAAAGAAAAAGACAGCUGGGAACACAGGGGGAGACAGAUUAGAAAUCUGCCAUUUUAACGCUGAGGUGUUCAGAACUUUCUCUUGGGAGGACAACACAGAUCUAGAUGAAUGCAGUGACAACUGUAAAGAUAGAUUUCUCAGAAGAAUAAAGGUAGAACCUCAGGAUUUGAUCAGUGAAGACCCUGAGGUAGAGACUAGAAACGUGCACAGUAGAGACAAAAUUUAUUCAUGCAAAACUAAUAGAGAAGAUCACAAAAUAGAGUGUAACUGUAAAGAAGGAAGGUGCAUAUCGUGCAGAGCAGAUAUCACAGAUGUAGAUGCACUAACUUUUGACAGUGCUUAUGCAGAGCUUGGCUCCAAAUCUGAGACAAAAUGCCAAGACCCCCAGUUCAAAACAGAUUUUGUUGAGGCAAACACAAACAUCACAGAGAGACAUAAAGUCAAAUCAAAUGUUGUGCUACACGACACUCAGUCUAGGUUAAAGGACACUCUUGGUACACAAAGCAGUGUAUCGGCUCAUGAUGUGGAUAUUGGCUGCUCUCGAUCUCAUUGUGAGGAAAGCACAAACAAAGGGCUGUCAGACUCUCAGGUUUGUACUGCUGCAAUAAAACCCAAGGAUAAGGCAUGGGUGUCCCAAGUCUGCUUCCAAACAGAGCAGAUCGGGUGUUUUGGUGCUACAACAGAGGGAACAAAACCACCUGGGACUGUAAAUGAAAUUUGUUCCUCCAUCACAUUUUCCACAGACACAACAGCUUCUUAUCCACUGGAUACCUGUGCUGCUGAGCCGGCUGUUGCACUGCCUGACUCAGGCAGGAAGGAGUCCUCUGAGGUGCAGCAAGAGCAAAAACAAUCUCAGAGCUCAAGGUUACAAACACUGCAAGUUCCAGAUCCAACUCAAGAUUUAAUCCCUAAUCUCUUGGAUCAGGAUGCUGCUGCAAUAGAAAUAUCCACUUGUAGGCAGCUCCAUUCUUUGGAAAAGCUCACACUCUUUGGCUCUGUAGACCAAGGGCCUUGCUCAACCAAAACCCGAUCUGACACUGGUAAAGGGUUCGAUGAAUACCUGUCUCUGCAGACAUCUCCUGAGAAUUUGCUAUUGUCUGACAACCAAGGGACAGAAGGAAACACCUCUGUGGUAUUAGAGGACUUUGAAAGAGAGAGGCGGACGUUAGAAUCACCUUGCUGUCCUCUCCUGAACAGUAAGAGGCCAGAGGCAGACGGCAGCCACGGUAAUCUUGGCCAGGAAGAAAUCGUGGAAGCAGUAAGCAAAAUCAAUUUUUCACUUUCACAGCUGAACGCUACAGAGCUUUAUAAGCAGAGCGAGUCUAGAAUAAAUCCUCCUGCUCUUAGCGGUGAUUUAGCAGCCUACUCUACACAUGUGCCUAAUGAGAUACAAACAACAUAUCUCCCUGUUAAUGAAUCUGCUCAGAGCAGCUGCAGAAAAGACCAAGAUGUAGCUCAAAGUGUAAUUUCAACAAACAUAAAGACAACCGCCAGCACAUUUUCUGAUUACUGUGGACAAGUUAAUCACAAGAUUAAGAUCUCUGAAGGUCAUUGUAGCCUGCAAGCCCCUCUUUCUUUGGUCUCUGACUCCAAUAAUAACACCAGGGCCAGUUUAAAAUGUACAGAUAGAGGGAGAGAUGUAGGAUGUUCCUUAGGUGAACCCCAGAGAACCUAUAAAACUACAGGAGGAAAAGACUGCCCCCUUACUGAACCAUCAGAAAAUGUGAUAUCUGACUUUGAGGGCGUAAACAGACACCAGGUGGUUCAGUCUUCGGUGGACAAAAGGCAUAUCAGGAGCAGUGAGGACACUGGCUUUGUUAGUUGCAGUAAUCUAAGCUUAGUUGAUUCAGAUGAGUUAAAAUACUUCAAGAUUGAGAGAAGCCAAGGAGGCAACACUUGUAGAGAAAGUCAGAAGCACAAAAGUUCCAAGUCAGAAGUAAAGGAAAGCUCCAAGUCGUCAGUGUUGAGUUCAGAGAGUCAAGACCUUUCUGCGGAUGGUGAAUCUCUGGCAAACCAGUACUGUUGCAGGAAACCAGGAGAUCAUAGCUUACUUUACAGAGGAAGAAUUGGCUUAGCCCAAUCAUUCAAGGAUUACACACUGGCAGAUGAGUGGGAAGACCACACACAAGUUGGCUUGCCGGCUUCUCAGCAGGAAGUGAUGGUAGUCAGACACACACACCCCGAUGUCAGCCUCAGUCUGCUCAUUGCAAGUAGUUUAGAGCCAAUUCUUGAGGCUGAAAAUUCACUUGACAAUAAUGACAUGGCAGAUGAUGUUUCAAAAAUAGAAAGUGGAGCAGAUUACAAGAUCUCGAGGCCUGCUGAUGAAGUAAGGGAUACUGUCGACAUUACAAGUCCAAAGAGGUCACACCACCAGCAAAACGAGACGGAUUAUUUAGCCACUUCUAAUUUGGAUCCUGAGGAGACCUCUGCGGGCCAAGAGUACUAUAAACCUAGGAAUAUUGCUUACGAUGCCGUUUCUUACACCUCAGCUAGCAGCUGUGAUGAUUUAGAGGAUCCCCAGUUUGCUCCUUCAGGCAGAAGUACUAGCACUGAGAAAAUGAUCGAGAGAAGCAGGAAGAAAAGCUACCAGACUGGAAAUAGAGGCUCAAAGUUUUCUGUCUUUACUAAAAUCCCUUCAUUAAAGAAGGCAAAGGGCACAAAGGGCUCCAAGAGUGAGGAGAUGCCAAAAGAGAUAUCCGAUGUGGGAGAUGAGUGCCUUUUGACUGAGCAACAGCCGCGCAGGGACAGCACAGACAAUGACGAUUUUGGUAAAGCUGGCAUCCACAGCCAAACGGAUCACCAUGCAUUUUCCUCACUACCUUAUGUUGUAGAUGAAGAAGACCAUGGCUCCUUCCCCUCUGUCCCCGACUCUCCUCACGUCCCUGUCAGCAAUUGCAGCAGCAUAGAGGGUAAUGAAGUGCCAAGUCCAGAUAACCCCUGUGCACAGGUCCAGUCACCUAACGGACAGGCUUACAAGAGAAGCAGGAGCAAUGACAACUUAAAUAUCCGGAUGCGUUUUGCACAAGCACACAAGUCCCUUUCCAGCCUAUUUGAGUCUCGUUUAGUGGACAAAGAGAAUUGUGAGCAAGCAACUUCUGGUGCUGGUGUGGAUUUUGGUAAAGCAAAACCGUCUUGGAAGAAGCCAAAAAAGGCCAAGGAGGCUGAUUUGCUAAAAAGAGCUCUUUCAGUGCCAGAUGGAGACUGUGUCAGUAAGGCUUCAGGGUCGGAAUGCAGAGACUUUACAUCCUCUCCACUCAUGAACCGGCUCAGCAGUCAAGGGUCACCAACCUCUCUCCGGGGCCUUCGCCACACUGAUCCUAUCUCAAAGCGUGGAGUUCCACAAGUCAAAGAAAACCUCCACAAGUGUAAAUCAGAAGGCCAGCAGAGAAAAUGUUUACUAAACGGUCCCUCUUCCACAGAGUGUGUGUCUGGCCUGUCUUCAUUUUUAGGGGACGGUGUUGACUCCCCACCCAGCCAAACCAGCCCCGCCUCACCUUUGAGCCCCUGCUCACCAGCUUCCCCUGCUCACCAGAUUUCACCGUCCCACUCCAGAUACAACUUUGCGGCCAACGAAAGCUUGACUGAGAGCCCCCUACGGCCAAUGAGCCCCAAACCCAACAGCCCUCGACCUGGGGCUCAGCGCAAGAUAUAUCGUUACCCUUACUCAACAAAGGCCAGUUCUGUCUCUCCUCUUGGCCAGUCAGUCAGCGUGGAGGGCUUGACAGAUCCCCCUGAGAGACCCAAAACCCUAAAACCCUCAUCUAGCCCAAUAGGACUCAACCUCAGCCCUCCAGAUAUGGUCGAAAUCAGAACUGACUGCCAGUCACACAUCAGUCUGUAUGCCAUUGGCAACAUCAACGACUUAGAGGUAAGAAAACCUCCUGCAUGUAGUAGACAAACAGUGUAACAUCUUCAUUAAGAAACUAUUAAAUGUAUGAUUGGUUGUAAGUUGUACAUGCAUUGUUUAAUCUCUACUAUUUAAGAUUGAUAAACUCAUAUUGGACUUGAAUGAAAUGCCAGCUGUUAAUCAGUGCGUACAAAGGGGGAUGUCUGUUCAGUUUGCCAAUAUAGGCCAUCACAGCUUCACACUCAACUCCAAAUAAGUUGACACCAACAAAAUCAUUCACUUAGUGAGAUUCUUCGAGUGUGUAAACCAGUAUGGGCCCUCAAUGCCUCUCGUAUGAGUCCUUCAGUCAAAGGAAAGAACUUCGACCUUUAUUUAAGUAGCUUAUAGCUUUUAUUUCUCCAAGCCAAAAAACAGUCGAAAGCAGCUGAAAGUGUUUACUUCCGAAAACUUUAAACUCAGCUCUUUAGCCCUGUCUUUUAGAUUAGUUAAUCUCCAUGUUUUUAUUCUUAAACUACACAACAAAGCAUGUUUUUGCAUCACUCAGCUGAGAUGAUCCAUCUGUCACUCAUAACAGCCUAUCAGCACAUAUGCGCAACUUUGAUCUGAGUAUGAUAUAAAGACGUGAGUCAUUUCUCAGCCCUGAGGAGUGCUGCUUGUAGGUUACUAUUCCCAGAAGUGAUCAAAAAUGUUUUCUCUCACCCUCCACCUUUCUCAUAUUAAUCAUAGACUUUAAUUAGCAUGAAUAUAUGGAAAUUUUUGUUUAAUGUAUGCGAUGUGAAGUCCUACAACAAUGUUACCAGUAUAUCUAUGUAAAUCUUUGACUGAAUUAGGAUGGAGAACAAGUCUUGAAUUCUCUGUGGCCCUUUGUGAACUCUGUGAGGAGCACAGAAACGUCUGCCUACAGUCGAAUUUUUAGCUUUCCAUUAUGAUUUAGUUGCUGACCAACAUCCUACCUCCCUGCCAGCUCCAACAAUAGUCCACAGUCAGAAAGAGAUAACUUGAGAAGCAGCCCCCCCUUGUGGCUGUCCAACACAUUUUGGUGAAAAAAAAGGUAUCAGACUGUGAAACAGCUCUUUCAACACAGGAUUUCCCCCCCAAGUUUGACUCCCACUCAGUACACAACAUCCUGAAGUCUUGCCAGCCGUUAAGUGUUCACAUAAUCAGACAGCUUGUGCGGGUAUCUUGUGUUCUUUUGGAACAAGAUACCCACACAAACUAUUUAUCUCUCUACCUCUUUAGCUGCUUACUGUUUUUAUGAGACACAUACGUGAUGGAAAUUCCUGAUGAGCCCUUACUCCUCAAGUUGCAAUGUUUUUAUUGUGAUCUGACCAGCAAGAAGAACUGUCAAAUUUAAUAUUACUUUUAGAGGUGCUUAGAUUAGACAGCUUUAUGAUAAAAACAAGGUUUCAACAAGGUUCAUUUUUGCAUCAUGUUUUGAACUGGUUUAAUAUGCAUGGAUAUAUAGACUGAAAUAAUGUUGUUGUUUUUUUUAUCAAGAAUUAUGACACUGUAUAUUUAGUUCUUAUUUGCAAAGAACUUCACCAAAGUAAUGAUUUAAAAAGGAAAAAAAGACCAUCACCACAUUUUUUUGUUUAAUUGACAUAUAAGAAUUUGUCAAAGUGAAAACCUCUUUCUUUUUUUAAUCUGAGGUCUUGAUAACUAAUUAUAACUAACUAAUUAAUUAAUAAUUACAAUGAUAACUAACUACAGCUUGACUCUCUUUUGGUGAAAAGUUUCUGUGUGUGUAUUUGAGUGUUCGUCCUCAUGCUAUGUCAAGAAAUCAUAAAGUCAAUGUGUCUGUAUCUUGUCUUGUGAGUUGUAACAGCCAGCUACAAUACAGACAGUAAUAUUCAAACCCUAACCAAAGCCCCAAACCUAACCAGUAAACUCUGCCCUUAGAAGGGCAUACUAAAUGGAGGCCAGCCUUCGUGCCAGCCCAGAGCUAGAAAGCUGCGGAUGGAGAAGACUGAGGUGAAAGCUCAUUUGGUUCCUGAUUGGCUGAGGAGUAGCCUUUGGAUGGAUAUGGUCCAUGAUGGAUGUGGCCAGCAGCAGAGGAGAAAGAGUUUGGAUGACCUCUGGAUUGAAGAGCAAAAGAAAUACAAACGUAAAAUGACGAGGAUCAUCAGGGGGAGCUUUGGACAACUCAACACAGUGUUUUCCGAAGACAUGGACAAAGUAAGAUGUUGCCACAGCAAGGUGGGCUGGCCGACGAAAGUCCGAAUCUUGGGAAUCUUUCUGAUCCUCGUCUUCUUCCUUCCUCGCUUUUCCGUCUCUUUCAAACUGUUUCUUCCUCUUUGAUGACUUCUGACAGUUCUCCUUGAAAAUGAACCGUUGAAUCUGUCAUGACGUUACCUUUCUGGCAUGUCCUUCUAUACUGUUUCUCUCUUUUCACCUCCACUUGAAUGGAAGCAUACUCAUUCAUCCUGCUUUCCUAACAAUUAUUGUCUCUAAAAAGUCGAUGUCUUGUGUAGGUUUAUGUCCUGUUAAAAAUGACAAACACAUUAAUAUCAGUAGAAAUGUAAUUAAACAAAUCCAUUGUUGUUCCUACAGAUUGAUGCUGGAGUCACCUCAGGGCCCACAGAUGUCUUUCGGGGGAUGCCCCUCAAGGCCCACUGCUUCUCCCAGAGCACCCCCAUAGGCCUUGACUGCCUAGGUUGGAGAAGCCACAUCUACUCCAGUAAGUACCCACUCUGGUGCAGAUUUCCCCCAAUUUAGACACUCUGUUCAUAUAUAAUUUUAUUUCUGUUUUUAUUUUAUUAAAAUUUAGUUCAAAUUGGACCCCAACCCUGACUAGCACACACAAACACAUGGUUGUCAAAUAACUAGAGCUGUGUGGAACGGGAGAUGGUGUGCUGUUGAAGUGUCAAGGUGUUCUUGUGUGAGGUGCUUUAGCUCCUCCAAGGAUGAACAAGGCACCUCCACUAUCACUGAUGUGUGUGAGUCAGUAAUGCUCUGGCCUCAUCAUUAAAUUUUAUAAAAUUAGUAAAAAAAAAAAAAAAAAAAAAAAACCUUGAUAGACUGGAAAAUGAUAUUUUAAAUCCACAAGUUCUUUUAUUACAGUCAAUUAACUGGUUAUAUUAAUUGCAAUAGAAAUAGCGAUUUUAUGUAUUAAGCCUAUGUCAUUACAGGUAAGCCUUAUAUGCUUUACAUAAAGAAUGAAAAACAUAAUACAAUUAAUAAACCAACAUCCAGCAUACACCAAACACACCACACAGUAACUGAAGAAACAAAGAAAACCUAACUAGACUUGGAUCUGAUUCUGGGCUCGGUUAACAGACUCUCACCAUGACCUGAGGGUUUGGAUUAUGUAGCGUGUCAGAAAUAUACUGAGGUGCUGAACCAUUGAGUGCUUCAUGGACAUUUGAUAGGGCAUAGCUGUAAUCAAGCUUGUUUGAAUACGUAUGGAUUAACUUUUCUGCAUCAGUUUGGGACAUGAAUGGUUGUACCUUGAGGUGUUUUGUAGAUGGCAGAGUGCUGCUCUCGUUUUGUUUGUGAUAUGAUCUCUGAAGCUGAGAUCUGAAUCACUGACUUUGAAAGACUUUUAUUUCAGGUGUAGGUGGAUUUUGUCUCUCUCUGACUGCAAGUGUUUCAGUUUUGUUUGAGUUAAGUUUUAAAAAGCUGAUUAACAUUAAACAGUUAAUAUCAUGCCUGUGAGGACAUGAAGUCAACCAUCCAGCAGACAAUAAGGUGUGCCUUGAAACAGAUGAUGAACAUGCCAAGGCUUUUGAAUUGUUGAUACGCAAUGAGAUAAGAUAAAGAGAAUAUUUGAUAUAAAGAUUGACAACAAAAUAUCAGGCAGAAUUUAUGUGUUUUUUGUAGUACUUCAUAUGCUCUAAAAUAUAGGGUACCAUUUUCAUGCUUCUUAAAAGCUUUGGGACUUUGACAAAAUCCAUUAUUAUAAAAAAGGUGUUUUAAAAGGCAUUGUAAUCUUAAAUGUAAAGCAGUGUAGACUCUGUAUGUGUGAGUUGUAGUAUCUUCCUGCAGUGAGGCAUCAAUCUAACAAGUUGAAGUGGUGAAAAGUAUCUCCUUCAAUAGGACUGCACUCAUUCUGUAGAUUGAACUUAUUUUAGUGAUGCUAAAACAUAAGUGUAAAUGCAGUGAUUCAUGUAUCUGAGCAACAUCUCUCCUAUAUGUGAGAGGAAAAAUGCAGUUCUUCAUACAACCUGCUGGCUGCAGUAAACUCUCACUGAAAGUCAAAGCUAAGAGUCCCUUUGACUGUACAGUUUACCAUCAGCUGCGCCUGCAAACUUUGAUAUUUCAUAUUGUAAUUUUCUUUUUCCCUCACUCAUUUUUGUUUGGGUGUUUUUAUGGAAACAAAAAAAAAAAUAUUUGUCUUUAUCAAGUGUUCAGAGGCAGAACCUUAUGUGGAAGCAAAAAAUGAGCACAACAGGACAUGUCACUGAGGGGGAUCUGAGCAGCAUUUGUAAAAUUGAACAAAUUGACAAAUUGAAUAAUGUUAACUGAUAUCCAGCCUGUCUUUUAACAGACUGUCAUCUUAAAUCUGACAGACUGCAGAUUGCAUUCUCUCAUGGUGAUGUCUGCAUCUCUCCCCAGUGUAAUUAGAUUCAUGGACCGCACUCAUUUGGGAAAAGCAAUAUAGGGCGAUUGCAACACAACCCCACUGUGCCUGAGAAUGCAAGUGGGACAGCACACCACAAUAAAGCCACUUUGGUCUUUUUACACAAUGCCAUGGUUACCAUUGUAAUCUCCAGUAGAGCAGAGUUAAUCUGAGUAGUGAUACAUCUCAUUUCCUUUUGUAAUCUUUUAAGGUGGUUUCAUCAGGUUGAAUUCCCUUGACAACGGCAGCUUGAACUCGAGAAGUCAGACAGUCAGUUGUAAAGUUAGGCACAGUAAGCAUCAGCUGAGUGGAUUUGGAUUUUUGUUUUUCUGACUCAUUGUUUGUGACUGGCAUAUGGCAAAGCUGAGUAGUUGCAAAUAAUCAGUUUAAAUUCUCUUGAUGAUAAAUGUUUGUAAUGUAAAGAAGGCUUUGAGAUGCAGUUUGACGGACGCCGUAGUCCAAAUCUUACUCUUAAAAGGGUUUGUUGUUUUUUGCCGUGUACACACACACUUCCAGGUGUGACACCGCUGAGGUGCACCAUCUCCAUAGAGAUAAUUAUGACUGCUCUGCUUCAGUCAGGGGCAGAAAUCAUCAGGACUUGUUCGAAAAGAGAACCAACAGCACCUGGAAAUCUCUCUUUUGUUUGUUUUUGUUGGCCUCUAGUGGUCGUACACGGAGGUGCAGGUGAAUGGCUGACACGCAAGGUUAAUCGAUGAAUUCGUGAUUGAUCAAAAAUGUUAAAACAACUUAAAUAUUUUUUCUUUAGGCACUUAAUUAAUUAGUUUGUAGAUUGAAGUGAGCAGAAAAAAAAUCAACUACUGAUGCAAAGAGAAGAUAAACUCUGGCUUAAAAUGAUGAUUAUGUCUAUUAUAUGUUUCAUGUUUUAUCCUGAAAAUCCAGUCAACAUCAACUAUCCCAUGCACAACAAAUAAGUAUGUGUGUGUGUUGGUGUGUGUGUGUUGGUGAGUGCAUAUGCAUUUGGCUGUGUGUCUAUGUGUUUGUGUGUUUGUGUGUUUGGUGGGUGGGGAAGGGUAGACUGAGGGAGGGCUGAGUCUUUUCAGUCUCCAGUUAAAUGGAUCCUGCGCCAUUAGUGAGCCAUUCACGCUGUCGCUGGCAGGCAAUUGACAUGGUCGAGCUGCAGAAACCUCCCUGUAGUACCCCCACUGAUGUCAGCCUGGAGACAGAGAGAGAGAGAGAGAGAGAGAGAGAGAGAGAGUGGGGGAGAGAGAGAGUGAGAGAGAGCAAUUGACUGUGUGUUGAUAUUAGGAAAUGAAGCAUUGUGCAAAUGGGUAGAAAGACCGGGCAACAAGAACUGAGAGAGAGAGAGGGCAGCCACUGUGUGAGAGACAAACAAGAGAAGAGAGUUGAAGGGAGAAGCGAAGCACUCUUCUCUGCUUGGAAGGAGGAAACAGCAAGUUGACAGCUCAAGCUUACCUCAGCGAAUAGCGCAGUAGAUCAGCACGGAGGACACCUCCCCUUCCUCCACCUCCACUGCACUCUCUCCCUUCUGGCAGGAUAAACCACCUGCUCAGGCACCUCUUCAUUUCCACUUACCUCUUCACUGCUCACUUUCAUUUCCCUCAUUGCAUGGUGCAUCCAAAUUGGGAUGCGGACCCAACAAGGCUCAGAGGGGGGCGUUCCCUUGCCUGGGGGCAGCUGUGGCAGUAGUGGCAGUGGCAGCUUGGGGCUGUCACCGGGGUCUGACUCGGAUGGUGGAAGCCCCACAGGCGGAGGGGUGGACAGCAUUGUGGACGCUGGUCUCGGAGUUGGUGGAUGUAUGGGUGGAAGUGGAGGAGGAGGGAGCUUAGGUGGAACUCUGAGGGGGGUCCUGUCUCGCUAUUGGAGCUUGGAGAGCCUGCACUCCACCACAGGUAAGCACCGUGCACACAUGAUGCAGGUCUGUGCAGAUAGAUACCCCCCUGCUUCACUCUGGUGUAAAACUUGCAACUUGUAAAUGUAAAGUGUAAAUUUUUACGCACGAAAAGACACAUGUGUACACGAGGGGACUGACACACUCCCAUUAAUGUGCUGCAAAGAGAUGGAUAAGAAAUACUGUAUGUGUGUGUGUGUGUGUGUGCCUGCGUGAUGUGUGAGUGUGAGUACAUGUUGGUGCAUCAUGCCAGAUGACACUCGCUGACAGGGUACAUGCUGUGUUAAUGUUUGGGUGGGCCAGCUUCGUGGCAUUGUGGUCAGGCCGAGACAGCCAGGACAUAACACAGCCCAAGUUUACAUUCCAACAGUGUUAUGUUCUCUGAUUUCAAUCUGUGUGCAUCUCUGUUUAUUAAGCUUGUGGUUGUUUGCAAAGGCUAGACUCGUCUUGAUCCAUAAGAAGCAUGUGAAAAAUAACACAGAGGGUCCUAAAAACUCAGUUCUUGUACUGUUUAUCAUUUAAAACUUAAAAAAAAUCCUGAACGCUGAGCAGAGUUUAAAUUUAGUUCUUUGUUUUUUUCAUUUUCACCCAUGAGUAAAUGCUGCUGUUUGACAUCAGCUUUGAUUUUUAUGUUAUGACACUACACAGUUGACCCCAGCACUCUCCUCUUGUCGUAGUUGAGCCUUUGUGGGUCAGGCUUUUGUUUGUGCGUGAAUUCUUGUCGCUUGUAACUUAUCAAGGAUGGGUCGUAUACAUUUUGCUAGAGAAGGGGAGGACAGUUGAAGAUGUGCAGAAGAGUGGGAGGAGGGUCGGAUACAGACUGAAUAAUCCACAAGAACAUAAGCAAGUGUUGGUUGCUUUGUUGGAGGAGGAGGAGGAGGAGGAACAAGCAUAUGUGCAGUUAUGCAGUGGUAUGAAAAUGAGCAGAGUGCAUGUAAUGAAUAUGCGUAGUAUCAUGCCAUUAGUCAUGUUUAUAGAUCUACGUCCGUUUCCAGUGUUCCAAGCAGCUACAGCAUUUUUUUUCCAACAUCUACCUCCAUGGAGCAACUUGACUUACUUCCAAAAUAGAAGAAAUCUAGAUUUCAACAUAAAUCGAAAUCAAUGCAUUGAUAUUUAACAGACUAAAAAGGGUCGAUCACAAUGUCCUGUGAAGCAUGUCCAAGUCUAAAGGUCUGACACCAGUUGGCAAUACUCACAGUUACAAAAUUUGAUGGGCCUGGCACAAACAGUACCUUCAAUGGAGAGUAUAUGUGAGGAGACUGUAGCCAGGCUUUGUCAAAGCAGGAAUAUCAGAGACGCAAAAACAUGAUAACCUGUCACUCAGAGUGGAAAAGGCACAGUGAAAAUGGAUUCAAUAAUUAAAUAGAGGUUGAGUAAAUGACAGUUUUGAGUUCAGAUUUCUUCAGAUUAAGAAUGAUAAAAACACUGAUGGGAAUAUAAUUUGAUUUACAUUGUUUGAUUGUUUUCUUCUUUUGGUGGGAGCCAGAGCAAAGUGACACAAGGACAUCUGUCUCCGGACAACAAUGGGCCCCUGUGACUGAUAGUAAACUCUCUCUCUCUCUCCCUCUUUCUCGCUCCACCUCUUUCUCUCUUUCUUAUCUCUUUCACACUCGCCUUCAUCUCCCUCACAUCGUUUUCUCUCUUUCUCAUCCCUUUCUCUCUCUUUUUUCUUUGUCUCUUCCUCUCCCUUUAACAUUUUUUCACACUUAAACCCCUUACUUUACAGACAUUAAACUUUGACACUUCCAGGAACAUGCUUUUCUUAUAAACACCUCACAGUGAGAAUUAAUGUCUCAUAUGUGUAAAUUUGAUUGGCUGGGCAGCGUUUAGAGGAUAUGUUAUGUUUUAAGGUUCUUAAUGCAGUAGAACCAUAAUAGUAGAAAAUAAAAGCACUUAACUUACAGAAGAAUUAAAGGGUAUAAGGCAGCGACUGAUAAACCAGAGCCAAACAGAUUGCUGCAGGUUAGCCAGAGGUCAUCAUGUCAUAGAAGGUUUACACUGAUAGCAUGACACAAAUAGUUUGUCAUCACAAGAGUUACCUCACCAUUGUUGUGUAGCUCCUUCAACUCUUUAUAGUGGGAGUGCUCCAACUAUGUACUUUGCCUCAGAAGUGAAAAUUGAUGAUUUUUCAAACAUGAAUGCAUUUAUUUAGGGGAUAGUAGUUUUAAAUAUUGCACCUUAUGACUUCUUGCAGGGCUUUUGCAUUGGAUGUUCAGGUAGGGUCUUGGUCACAGUCCAGAUUCAGCUUUAUCAUAAAGGUGUUGUAUGGACUCUCUAGGUCAGGUUCCUCCAAUCUAAGCCACAAAAAGAUGAGAGCUGUCCAUGCAUGGGGGCAGAGUCAUGUUCAAACAGGGUCCUGCUUUGGAAAUAUUAAGAGUUAUUACAGCUUUUAUAUGAUACUAUUUCCUACUGAAUGUUGCAUUUUUUCCCUACCUUGUCAUUUCUGAGCCCCCAGCCUUCAGGUUAAACUAUGUCACUUUGUCCUUGUUCUUACCGGGAAUAAUACAAUCUCUAAAAGGUGCUUUUGAACCACAGGAACUUUAUCCCAGAAUAAGGAACCUUAUCCUGGGACUAUGACUGCAGGAACUAGAGAGUAAAUUUAGUUCUUGAGUAGAAGACCAACCUCUCAAAAAGCCUCUGAAUACCUGUGCAAGUAACUUCACUUCUAAAUACCGUCCUUUGGUGUCAUUGGCCUGAUUUACAUUUUCCAUAAACUCCAAACUUUAGGCCCCCAGUGGAACCAUUCAGGCCACUUGUAGAGAAGUCCCCUGGAACUAACAGCUCUAGGUGCCAUUGGUGGGAAAGCACCUCAAGUGUCAUCUCGAGGUCUAGUUUUAAAACGUGACAAGCCCGUGUUUUGAUUCACUCUUGCCUCUGUGUGGGCCAGUGCUGUAGAGCAAACCAGCUCGCAACUCUGAAGCCCACUUUGCCCCUGAACACACACACACGCACACACACACACACACACACUAACAAGUGUCCUCAUCCGCGUGGUAAGAAACAGUGAGAGAGGGCAGGAUGUCUCAAAGCAUCCAUCACUUAAAAUGUUAGGCACAGGGCACUCUGGGAAAUAGGUCACUGUGGAACAGCCAUUUAGCCAGAGGCAUCUUUUGCUCUACCUCUACUAAAGUUACUCGGUCGAGAUGGACAUAGCUGAAACAGACAACUGAACCACUGCAAUGAUUUCCCCAGUUUUGUUUGUUCAUUUGAUACUUUGUUGUUUAAUUUGACAUAACUGAAUACAGAGUUUUAUAAGAAAGAAGUGCAGGAACUCUAAAUUUGCUCCAGAAUCAUCUCCUGGAUCAGCUCAUGCCACGGUCAAACGAAAGACUUGACCGAAGUUACUUCAAAUGACAGGAUCUGUGUCACAAAUUGAGGAAAGUAACAGUAUUGUUAGGCUUGAACACAUAAAUACAUAAGACCAUAAUAGAUCUUGAAGCUAACCAAUGUUUAUUUUUAACCCUCAGUAUGGGCUCAGUAUGGGCUCAGAAAAUUGAGAGUCUUGACUGGACCAUCAAAAUGAAUUCGAUAAUGACAAACUAGACAUGGCCAAUCAACCUCCGAACCUUUAGAAUACUGUACGUACACUCUUUCCUGUCUACAGCCAAUCAAUCCGACAUACAGUUUAGGUCAUUUCAGCAGUGAACUAAGCUAGCAACACAGCAGGGUGAUAUGAAGUGCUGAGAGCAAUUAACCCCUCUUAAUGGCAUUGUUGUCUCCAAACAGCCCAUUACCUCAUGUCAGGGCUGCAUGCUGUGUUCCAUAAAAGAGAUUGAAUGCUGCGGUGGUUGUUGUUUAGGGGCACAUGUCAUCAUGUAGGAUGCAAAGAGAGGCUUUUCCAUUAAUCAAUACAGUCUCCAGUCUUCUUCCGACGAUGACGGAUCUGCAGGGGCUUAUGGAGACCUCCCCUGUUCAUGUUCACAUUUAGAAAAAAAAAUGAAUAUUGUCAGUUUUUUAAUUGAAAAGAUAUGCAAAAAUACUUUAAUUUUCACUAAAUUCUUUCCUGACUUUUCUGUCUCUGCUCCACCUCCACUUUACAUGUUGCGUUGCACAUGCUUUGACCUGGGCUGUUUUGUCGUAGUGCAGACUUAAAGGCCCUUUGGUGCAAGUGUCAGUGUAUUUGAGGUGAGUUUAACUUUAUAUUUUGUCAUUAACCACCUCCAUGUGGCCGGUUUGGCUGCACCUCAGCUAAACAGAAUGCUAAAAUUACUCCUCAUCUAUUGGUACAAGAAGAAAGGAGAGGGAGAGAAAAAAAAUACACUCCAUGUCUGUGCUCUUCAUUGGCAGGGAAAUAGUGAAAAGUCUUUCUACCUAAAAUAGAUUUCCUCUGAUGGCAAGAAAUGAUGACACCCAUGGGCUGAGUAGAGCUGAGACUGGAACUUGUUUUUCCCAUCAUGCCACUCUUUGUGUAGCAUAAAUUCCAGUCUUGCCUGUUUUCUGCUUGACCUAUCCAGCUGUAUUUUCUUGCAGAUGGGGGACUUGUUGUCUUGAAUUACUGCUUGGUCAUUCUUGAUGUAUUCGAAUUGCACUAGGCUGGCACUGCCAAGCGCCCACUUGGCUUUUAUUGCUGCUAUGGUAGAUGCAAGUUCCCCUCUGCCAUGGCUUUUAAUACUGUGGUCCCCUACUAUGAUGGUACUGAUUAGGGCUGGGACGAUAUGCUUUUCUCCCGAUUCAAUUCUUCUACGUUUUUUUUUUUCUUCGGGCAAACGUGAAUGUAUCGUUCUUUAUUUGCGUAUGAACACGCUGGUAUUGAACGCGCUCAUUCUGGCGUCUGUGAGCGGCGUUCUAGACUCUGUUUACAAGUGUGCCAGAUGUCCAGAGCCUUCCAGGCGAAACCCCGGCUAAAACACACCAUAAACAGGCCUUCAUAUUUUGCGAAAAGACACCCAAUCUGGCAACCGCAAGCAGCCUGUCUGUCGCUCUGAUAAAUACGUCAGUCGUCACGACUUAAGUUUACAUGUUGGAUGAGGGAGGUCGCACUAGCUGCCCAGAGCACCCAGACUCAUAUGAGCAUUUACUGUUAAUUGUUACUCUUCUUUCCAGUAUUUGCUGUGGUUCCUUUUUAUAAUGACUGAAAUGGAAUUUGAUGUGAAUUGUUUCCAGGUAGGUUUGGAAAAGUAUGACAAAAAAACUUAAGGACUACAGUCCUGUUGUUGUAUUCAUAAUAAAGAGUCUAAAAACCAUUCAAGCAGCAGGUUUUCCUCAUGGUUAUGAAAAUAUACUCUAGGGAUGAACAUUCUUACUAAUGGGGACUGAACAAAACAUUAGGGAAACGCCAGUAUUCUGAGGGCUGUCCUCUCAAUGCUAUGGUUGGAUCAGGACUCAAAAACGGAUAUGAAGAUUAAUCUGGUGUAGUUUUAGUGUUAAAACGGCUAAAAUAAUUGCUGUCUGUGGUUCUAUAUGGGCUACAUAAAAAAUCUGGACAAAUAAUAGCUUGCAGCAAAGUAUUGCAGAAAAAAAAAACUGAAUUAGUUCAUUUUUGGGAACCAUGCACUUAAGUUUAAAAUGUGGAAUUAUGAACGCUGAACUUAACUAGUUCAUUUUAAAAUGUGUGAACUGAACUUUGAACUAGUUCAGGUAGAAAGUGAACUUUCCCAACACUGAUCACAUGUAAGUCAGUUUUUAAGAUUUAUUCUUAAAUUUGAAAGGGAAAAAAAGCGAUUUUUGAACCAAAAUAUUGAUUUUAAAAAUUGUAAAACAAAAAAUUGCGAUAUGUAUGUGAACCAAUUUUUUCCUCCCACCCCUAGUACUGAUGAUCCCCUCUCUCUGUCUCAAUCUCUACAAGCCUAUAUAGCAUACCGGACAUGUUAUUUAAUUAGGAUGACAUGUCAAGCUGGUGCACUCAGGAGUCACAACAGAAAUACCCACUGUAGGCUUAAGGACUGGGAACUGGGUAAUCACUUCUUUAUAUUUAUUUUGCAGCACAUGUUUGAGCACACCAGAGCUCAAAAGUGAUAAAUACUUAUCUGCAAAACUAUUUAUUCAGUAUGAUCUGGUAUUGAAAUUUCUAAAGUGGUUCUUGUUGCAAGUGGCAAUGGGUGCUGCUAUAAGUGGCUGAGAUAGGAGGAAGUUAUGGGCCCAGAGGAGGAAAAUUUGAUCUGCAUGCCUUGUACAAGUGACCAGAACAGGCUGCUUAAGUCUCCUUUAAGACUACUUAACAUACAGAGCUGGUGCUUAUGGUGAACCCACUGACUUACAGAAAUCUGUAUGCUAAAACAGUCUCAAACAGUGUCACUCAAGGCAGAGAGCAAUUCAAACUUCACCAAGCACCUCUGUGACAGACACCCAGACGUGUUCAAGACUUACAUAAAAGUGUAAUGCAUAAGCUAGCUUGUGCAAUGCUGGAGGGCCACUGAAUUAUUAGUAUUCUUGUAAUAUCCUUAGGUUGCGGUGGGACACCUCAAUGAUAGAACCUCAGCGUGUAAGUGCGCAAUCAAAAACAUUCAACAUGCCGCAAGAUGACUCUCUUUGCAGGAAGUGUAUGAAUGUCUGGUGAUAAUUAAACUCUCUGCAGCUGUGAAAACCAGUCAUGAAGGCAGCGAGCAAGAGAGAGGCGUACGAGUAAAAGACUGCAAGCAACAGCAUAAUAAAACAGUCACUGCUUGUAGCUGCUCAUUAGGUAAUUCCUGCAAAAGUCAGGAAGAAUACAGGCGAGGUGAGUGAGGCGGUAAACCUCUCUGAUUUAUUCAUGAGUAAAAGUAAAUAACCAAGGAUUCAUAAGGUAUUAAAACACAACCCAUGUAUUAAGAAUCUGAUUAAAUAUAUAUAUUUUAUUUUAUUUUUUGGGAUAGUUACAUGUGGAUACAGAAUCUUAAAUUUUAUUUUUCCCUUUGGAUGUCAGUAACUUUGUGAUUUAUCAGGCCUGUCUUGUGAAAACCAUUGUCUCAUAUUCUGAAUUUUUGAGCAUCUACUGCUUCAUCUGAAGAAAGACUCUUAACUUAAUGUUUAACCUCAAAGUUGUCUGCCUGGAAACAGAAGACAGACCGAGAAUGUGAGGAAUGUAAGAUAGGACCCUGACCUCAAACUCAAGGGGAUCACACCUUUAAGUGCUGACAUUUCUUGAUAGAUUAGGAGUGAGUACAUUUCUCAGAAAUGAGAGUCUGGGACCAAUUUUGGUCUCUUUGGUGUUGUCCAAUGCUUUAUCCCAUAGCACAAUGUCAUUGCUUGGAUAAAUCAAAUCUUUGGUUUGCUAGUGUAGACUGAGCACCUCUGAAGUUUUGUGAAAACUAGUAUAAUCUUGAUAAUUAUCUUCCUUUUUUGACAUUAAGAUUCUUUAAUCAUGGCAUAACAAAAAAGUGUUGAUUUGAAGGCUGCAUAAGUCUUGAAGACUCCAUUUUAAAGAAUGGAAGUACAGAGCGUGAAAGCUUGUCUUUUAAUCAGAAAUGGAGGUAAAAUAAAAUAAAUAAAAUUCCCACUGUUUCUUACAUAAAACACUACAACACAGGCAUUCCAUGAAGUAAUAAAUGUUUACAUCUAAAGCUUUGUUUUCUUCAACUUAUUUUCUUAAAUGUAUCUUAGUCCACCAUCAACAGUUGCUUUAAUUUCUAGAAGGCACAUUUUUUUCCUUUUCUUUUUUUUUUUUUUUUCAAAUAUUGGCUUAUUUUGUAUUUGAUCUCUGCAACCCGUUCCAAAAAGCUGGGACAGGGUCAUAUUUACCCACAUUUACCACUCUGUCACUUUACCUUUCCUUUAUAUAACACUCAAUAAUUGUUUGAAAUCUGAGGAUGCUAAUUGUUGAAAUUUUGGAGGUGAAUUCUUUCCUAUUCUUGUUUGUUGUAUGACUUCAGUUACUCAACAGUCCAGGUCUCCAUGGUCAUAUUUAUACUUCAUAAUGCUCCAGACACAUCUGGACUGCAGUCAUGCCAGUCUAGUACCAGCACUCUUUUACUGUAAAGCCACGCUGUUGUAACAUGAGCAGAAUGUGUCUUGAUGUUGUCUUGCUGAAAUAAGCAGGGACAUCCCUGAAAAAGACGUGGCUUGGAUGGCAGCAUAUGUUGCUCCUAAACCUGUAUGUACCUUUCAGUAUUAAUGGAGCCUCACAGAUGUGACACUUAGCCAUGCCAUGGACUCUGACACACCCCCAUACAUCACAGCUGCUGGCUUUUGAACUUAGACCUGGUAACAAUCUGGAUGGUCUUUUUCCUCUUUAGCCCGGAGGACACCACGUCUUUGAUUUCCAAGAACAAUUUGGAACGUCAACUCGUCAGGCCACUACACUUUUCCACUUUGCGUCAGUCUGUUUCAGAUGAGCUUAGGUCCAGAGAAGCCAGCAAAACCAAUACUGGCAUUGGUAUUGCAUGGUCGAUUUUGAACUUGUGGAUGUAGAGGUGAAAUGUGUUGACUGUCAAAGUAUUCCUGAGCUUACGUGGUAAUAUCCUUCACAGAGUGAUGUUGAUUUUUGAUGCAGUGCUGCCUGAGGGGUCGAAGGUUACAGGCAUUUCAUGUUGGUUUUGGGCCUUGCUGCUUAUGUGCAGAGACUUCUCUGAUUCUUUGAAUCUUUUGAUGAUAGUAUGGACUGUAGACAAUGAAAUCCUUAAAUUCCUCUAGUUGUACAUCAAGACAUGUCGCUCCCAAGACUAUUUUCUCAUACAGGUGCUCACAAAGUGGUGAACCUCAUCCCAUCCUUGCUUGUAAAUAACUGUGCCUCUUGAGGAUGCUCCCUUUACACUCAAUCAUGACACUCACCUGUUUCCAGUGAACCUUUUCACCUGUAAAUUGAUCCAAACAGAUGUUUUUGGAGCUGACUUCAGUUUUCUCAGUCUUAUGUUGACCCUGUCCCAAUUUUUUGUGGAAGGUUUUACAGGCAUUAAAUUCAGAAUGAGUGAAUAUUUGAAAAAAACAAUAAAGAUUAUUAGUUUAAAUUUUAAAUAUCUUGUCUAUGUAGUGUAUUCAAUUGAAAAUACAUGGAAAAGGAUUUGCAAAUCACUGUAUUCUGUUUUCGUUUAAAUUUUACACAAUGUCCCAACUUUAUUGGAUUUGCGGUUUGAAUGACUUCACAGCAAUUAUAGUAUAACUACCACAAAGUCAUCAUCUUUGGCUUCUGGCCAGUGGAAUAUUUUUAUUCCAGGGAGAUCACGAUUCAUCCGAUUUAUCAGCGGUUAGAAAAAGCUUUGUGAUGCUAAAAUGAAGACACCUUCUUGUAGCAGACUAAGAAAUAGCAAAGGAAAAAAAGAGAAGACUAUCAGGGUGCCAGUUUUGCUUGUCCCGUAUACAGAGGCUAAAGUCCUCUUCUCUGUGAUCACUGGUUCAACUCCAAGUCACAGUUUUCUGCUGUAUGUUUACUCCCACCAGGGUUAGAGUUGGAAUCAUACAUUACCUCCAUCUAUGUCCCUCUGUUUUUUUCCAUCACUUUUCAAUCACUUAUUUUUCACCAUGUCGGUAUAUUAGCAGGUCAGUGUAAUGUCUGAAUGAGCACUUUUGUCACUUGUCCGUGAAUAUUGCAAAUGAAGUCUUGCAAGAAUGAACCAGGACAAAUGAGGGUGCUCCCCUUCACGACUUUCCAAUUCGCAACCUCCGUGCACACGCUAGUCCGUAAUGUCUGAAUAAAGACAUAAUACAGCCUACUGUAUGUCUGAAAGCUGAGAAGCCUUCACUUUAACAAACAGAUAAAGACAUCGAUGUGACAGAUUCCUGAAAAGAGCUUUCGUCUACCUUUCCUCUUCUCCUGUUGUCCUUUGUCUGCCCAUCCCCCUUCUUUCACAUGUCCUCUCCUUCCUUCCCAUCCUCUGAUAAUAAUGCAGGCAAAGGUGUGCAGCAGUAGUAGCAGAGACGCUGACGUUUUUUACAGACCUGCAGGGUGGGGAGAUGGGUUUGUCACAUUCCAUGUAGUGUACUUCGUAGUGUUUGUGUCCUUGUAAUGCAUUUGCGAUGGCUUUCAUAUACUGCCCAUGUAUGGCUGUAAACACAGAGCCGGAGGAAUAAUGCAGCGCAGCCUGGCACUUCCCUGCACACACUGAACACCUCCCCCUCCUCCUCCUUCCUCUAUCAUUCCUCUUCACUUCACUUGGUCAGAGCCUGGAAGUCCUCAUCAGGGUAGAUAAGUCACGAGACAACACUCCCCCAACGUGUGUGACACAGAAGAGCCAAGAUUUAUAACUAGUUCACAUUCUUUUGUGUGGAUGUGUCGAGUAACGUCAGGAUGUGUUACUUCAAGCAACACUGGGCCUUUUUUUUUCCUCAGAUAAGAUAGGUGGUAGUUGGUUUCCUGAUGAAAUGUGGAAGACACUUAUUGUCCUUCAUAAGAAAUAGGUAGAAGUUUGGGGAAAAUACAAGAUACCUGUACAUCCAUCAUAGGUACAUAAACAGCUUUUUGUGGAGAGUAAUUCCCUCUUAUGAUAGAUACUGUCAUCUUUAUCUUUAACUAAACUAAUGCUGCUCAAUUGCUGAAUUUCAACAAACAUAGCUAAUUUAGAGCCCAAAUGUAAUGCAUCAUGCUGGUUAAAAUUCGUUCACUCAUGUCAACCCCAGUGUCUCAGAGCGAAGUAGUUGUUUCGAGUAGUUACCAUCAAACACUCUCUGCACUGCAAAAGCAGAAAGCCGUUCAAUGCCACAUGGAAAUAAACUCACUGAAGUGACGCUAAACAUUAUGUUCCAAAUUUUUCAUCAUAUAAAUCUGAUCUUGUGAAAACUGAAAAAUGAUUGCUAACAACUUUGUUGGAUUUACUAUCAUAAUGAAGAAGCUUUUUGGCAAUAAUAACCAGGGUGUUCAUAGGAUAAUGUUCAAUGUUGUCAUAAUACAUAAGUCAGGUGAUGGAUUAGCCUUUCCUAUUAUGCUACAAUCAAGUUAAUAGACAUAACAACACACUGGCCCUGCCCCCUAUAGAGAAAGUGUUCACCCUUUUAAAGGUAUAUCCCUUCAGUAUUACUCAUGAAUGUCAUGAAGUAGGGAUGGGGCCGAUCCGAUCCAGUAUCGGUAUCAGGUUCCAAUACCAACGUAAUUUACUGAUUGGAAAUUUCUGAUCCAACCUGCAAAAAAUUUCCGAUCCAUAUGUCAUGUCUUUGCUUUAACUUUGUCUUCUGAAAUGACUGUACAAGUGAUUCUUGCCUGCCAAUCUGCAAGCUGGCUGCAAACUGUGAAUGGAUUUCCUGAAUGGAGGCCUGGAGACACGGAGAUAAGAUACGCCCCCAUUCGGGAAAUCAUACGUACAUAUACUUGCAUUUAGAGAAGAGUUUAUUACAGCCUCAUAUAAAAUAAACAAUAAUAAUAAUGAUGGUAAAGCUAACAGAGCUCUGGUAUUGAAAUAGUAUCGGCAGAUAUCCAAAUUCAGGAAUUGAGAUCGGAUCGUAUGUGAAAAGAUGUCUUUGGUGCGUCCCUAUUAUGAAGCCAGUUGUGUUAAGUUAAAAGUUAAGUCUUUUAAAACAAGAAGAGAUGAACCAGUUUGUUUUUAAACAACCCAGACUUCUCCCUAUUGUUAAAAUUUUUAGUCCUUUUGCAACUUUCCUACAUCAUUAGGCGUUAUUCAGUCUGCAGACAGCCUAUUUGAACAGUAAUUUUGCAGAUCAGAUUUGUGUACUCAGACAGCAGAAACCUCCUGUGAUUAGCAUGUUAAUGAGGAAGGCAUCAGCAGCUAUAACAUUGUUCUGCUUCCAACCAAAAAAAUGGCAAGUGGUAAAUCAUCAAUUGCUCCAUGAAACACAUGCUGUGAAGCUGCUGCUGUUGCAUUCUCGACAUGUGUUGUCGAGGGAGCAUGGUGUUCUAUCUUCCUAGUGACUGUACUCUGUUGUUGUCAAGGUUUCAGGAAGUGGGCUUACCUGGUUGCAUGAUUGGUGGUUGGUUUGAGUGGGGUCAGUGUGGUGAUUAAACAGCAUGCAAGGUGCUGCAGUAUGAGAGAAUAUUUAUGAAUUAACAAGACGAUACAAUACAAACUUAUUCACAGAGUGCAGAAACAGUUAAAUGCUCCCAAAACUGCACAGAUAGUGACUCCUUGUGCAAUGCUGUUUGUGCAUAUUAAAGUGAAUAGUAAUGCAAAUGAAUCUUUUUGCAAAAUACUUAAAUACUUAAUCUGCAAACACUGGUGCAAACUAAGGGUGGGAGAAAAAAAAGUGUUACAACAUAGUAUUGCAAUAAUUUGUCUGGUUAUAUAUCGUAUCGUCUCAUUUACCAAGUAUUGAUUUUUCAAAUUACUUGUUAAUGUGAAGUCAAAUCUAUGAUAAUGGAAAAAUAAAAUCAACUGUUUGUCCAGUGAAGUUGGCAGAGGUGACAUUGUAGAGCAGGAGAAAAUUAUUACAACAAAUACAGCGUAAGUAAGACAAAUAUAAAGGAAAGCCAAAUGCUAAAUUAGCUAAACAGUUGAAAAAAUUGUAGUAAUCGCUCUAUAAUGUAUCACAAUACUCACUGUGUUGCAAAUGUUAAAAAUCGCAGUAAUAUUGUAUCAUGGCCAAGUAUCAUGAUAAUAUCGUAUUGUGGCCCUAGUAUUGUGAAAAUAUUGUAUUGUGGCCCAAGUAUCAUGUUAAAAAUCUCGUAUUGUGGCCCAAGUAUCAUGAUAAUAUUGUAUCGAGGCCCAAGUAUCGUGAUAAAAAUAUUGUAUUGUGUGGCCCUAGUAUCGUGAUAAUUAGGGCCCGAGCGUAGCUGCUAAGCAGCUGCGAGAGCCCUAUUAUUCCCCAAGUGGUUUUUCUUUGUUUCUUUCUUUCUUCUUUUUCCUCCCCUUUGAACUGGAAAAUGGCCCACUUCCCACUGGCGAAAACUCAUGAAAUUUGGCAGGACGACCGGGCCUGGUGAAAAAUUCGAUAUUCUGAAGUCGCCCAAACAAUAAAAUGCAAAAUGGCUCCAUAGCGCCCCCUAAGGUGAAAAUUCACACUAUUGACUGUCACGCCUUUACGCUUUGUCAAAAUGACACAAAAAUUGACACACAUAUGUAUCUCAAUAAGAUCUACAAAAAAGUCAGUGCGGGCGUAUCUGUCAAAUGUACGGUUAGAGGGUUAUUCCGCAUUUUUUGCCGAUCUGCACACAUUGGAAUUUCGCUAACUCCUCCGAAGGCUUUCUUUCCACCGGCACCACGUUUGCUCAGGCCAAUCUACACACCAUGGCCAUUAAAAGUUAUUCAAAUCAUGACGCUGCACCCCACGGUUUAGGUUCUAGGGGGCGCCAAAGAUAACCCUAAAAUCCACAUAUUUAAAAGUCUUAUAACUUUUUAUUUUUGCCCUCACUGGCCUCCAAGUUUUCUAGGAUAAUGCAAUGUCCAGCCAUCAACACAUUUGUGAAGGAAUUUUUACUCCCCAAAAGAGCGCCCCCCCAUGGCAGGAGAAAAAAGUCAUUUUUUUCUUGUCCCCUAAGGUGAAAAUACACAUUGUUUAGUGUCACGCCUGUACGCUUUGGCAAAAUGACACAAAAAUUGACACUCACAUGUAUCUCAAUAAGAUCUACAAAAAAGUCAAUGCGCGCGUAUCUGUCAAAUGUACGGUUAAAGGGUUAUUCCACAUUUUUUGCCGAUCCGCACACAUUGGAAUGUGGCUAACUCCUCCUAAGGCUUUCGUUCCACUAGCACCACAUUUGCUCAGGCCAAUCUACACCCCAUGGCCAUUAAAAGUUAUUCAAAUCAUGACGCUGCACCCCACGGUUUAGGUUCUAGGGGGCGCCAAAGAUAACCCUAAAAUCCACAUAUUUCAAAGUCUUAUAACUUUUUAUUUUUGUCCUCACUGGCCUCCAAGUUUUCUAGGAUGAUGCAAUGUCCAGCCAUCAACACAUUUGUGAAGGAAUUUUUACUCCCCAAAAGAGCGCCCCCCCAUGGCAGGAGAAAAAAAGUCCAUUUUUUCUUGUCCCCUAAGGUGGAAAUUCACACUAUUGACUGUCACGCCUGUACGCUUUAUCAUAUUGACACAAAAAUUGACACACAUAUGUAUCUCAAUAAGAUCUACAAAAAAGUCAAUGCGCACGUAUCUGUCAAAUGUACGGUUAAAGGGCUAUUUUGCAUUUUUUGCCGAUUCGCACACAUUGGAAUGUGGCUAACUCCUCCUAAGGCUUUCGUCCAACUGACACCAAAUUUGCUCAGGCCAAUCUACACCCCAUGGCCAUUCAAAGUUGUAAAAAUCAUGACGCUGCACCCCACGGUUUACGUUCUAGGGGGCGCCAAAGAUGACCCAAAAAUCCAUAUUCUUAAAAGAAUCCACAUCCCCCCCCCCCCCAUGGCAGGAGAAAAAGUCAAGUUUUUCCUGCCCAUCGCUCAAUGGCUCAAUCGCAUCGCUCUCCAGGCAACACCGUAAGGAGGAGCAACCUGCCAUUUGGAUAUAUCAUAGCUGUGUUUGUGCCCUCACUCAUGGUCCAGACUUUUUUCAAAUAGGACAUGAAGUUUGUCUGCAGCGAGUGUUUUGGUAGAAACUGCGCCUCCCAUUCAUUAUAAUGGGAAAUGACCACAGACAAGUGCGCACACCAUCUUUGGACCUUGAGUGUGACGCGAUCGGGAGGGGUAGGCGGUCGCGCUGGGGGCGGCGCGACGCGGCUCGGGCCCGACAGUGCCCCACCGGGGCCCUAGUCUUUGUUUCUUUCUUUCUUUUUUCUUUUUCCUCCCCUUUGAACUGGAAAAUGGCCCACUUCCCACUGGCGAAAACUCAUGAAAUUUGGCAGGACGACCGGGCCUGGUGAAAAAUUCGAUAUUCUGAAGUCGCCAAAACAAUAAAAUGCAAAAUGGCUCCAUAGCGCCCCCUAAGGUGGAAAUUCACACUAUUGACUGUCACGCCUAUACGCUUUGUCAUAUUGACACAAAAAUUGACACACAUAUGUAUCUCAAUAAGAUCUACAAAAAAGUCAGUGCGGGCGUAUCUGUCAAAUGUACGGUUAAAGGGUUAUUUCUAAUUUUUUUCCGAUCCGCACACAUUGGAAUUUCGCUAACUCCUCCGAAGGCUUUCGUUCCACCGGCACCACAUUUGCUCAGGCCAAUCUACACCCCGUGGCCAUUAAAAGUUAUCAAAAUCAUGACGCUGCACCCCAAGGUUUAGGUUCUAGGGGGCGCCAAAGAUAACACUAAAAUCCACAUAUUUAAAAGUCUUAUAACUUUUUAUUUUUGUCCUCACUGGCCUCCAAGUUUUCUAGGAUGAUGCAAUGUCCAGCCAUCAACACAUUUGUGAAGGAAUUUUUACUCCCCAAAAGAGCGCCCCCCCAUGGCAGGAGAAAAAAGUCCAUUUUUUCUUGUCCCCUAAGGUGAAAAUACACAUUGUUGAGUGUCACGCCUAUACGCUUUGUCAAAAUGACACAAAAAUUGACACACACAUGUAACUCAAUAAGAUCUACGAAAAAGUCAAUGCGCGCGUAUCUGUCAAAUGUACGGUUAAAGGGUUAUUCUGCAUUUUUUGCCGAUCCGCACACAUUGGAAUUUCGCUAACUCCUCCGAAGGCUUUCUGUCCACCGGCACCACAUUUGCUCAGGACAAUCUACACCCCAUGGCCAUUAAAAGUUAUUCAAAUCAUGACGCUGCACCCCACGGUUUAGGUUCUAGGGGGCGCCAAAGACAACCCUAAAAUCCACAUAUUUAAAAGUCUUAUAACUUUUUAUUUUUGUCCUCACUGGCCUCCAAGUUUUCUAGGAUGAUGCAAUGUCCAGCCAUCAACACAUUUGUGAAGGAAUUUUUACUCCCCAAAAGAGCGCCCCCCCAUGGCAGGAGAAAAAAGUCCAUUUUUUCUUGUCCCCUAAGGUGAAAAUACACAUUGUUGAGUGUCACGCCUAUACGCUUUGUCAAAAUGACACAAAAAUUGACACACACAUGUAACUCAAUAAGAUCUACGAAAAAGUCAAUGCGCGCGUAUCUGUCAAAUGUACGGUUAAAGGGUUAUUUCGCAUUUUUUUCCGAUCCGCACACAUUGGAAUUUCGCUAACUCCUCCGAAGGCUUUCGUUCCACCGGCACCACAUUUGCUCAGGCCAAUCUACACCCCGUGGCCAUUAAAAGUUAUUCAAAUCAUGACGCUGCACCCCACGGUUUAGGUUCUAGGGGGCGCCAAAGACAACCCUAAAAUCCACAUAUUUAAAAGUCUUAUAACUUUUUAUUUUUGUCCUCACUGGCCUCCAAGUUUUCUAGGAUGAUGCAAUGUCCAGCCAUCAACACAUUUGUGAAGGAAUUUUUACUCCCCAAAAGAGCGCCCCCCCAUGGCAGGAGAAAAAAGUCCAUUUUUUCUUGUCCCCUAAGGUGAAAAUACACAUUGUUGAGUGUCACGCCUAUACGCUUUGUCAAAAUGACACAAAAAUUGACACACACAUGUAACUCAAUAAGAUCUACGAAAAAGUCAAUGCGCGCGUAUCUGUCAAAUGUACGGUUAAAGGGUUAUUUCGCAUUUUUUUCCGAUCCGCACACAUUGGAAUUUCGCUAACUCCUCCGAAGGCUUUCUGUCCACCGGCACCACAUUUGCUCAGGACAAUCUACACCCCAUGGCCAUUAAAAGUUAUUCAAAUCAUGACGCUGCACCCCACGGUUUAGGUUCUAGGGGGCGCCAAAGACAACCCUAAAAUCCACAUAUUUAAAAGUCUUAUAACUUUUUAUUUUUGUCCUCACUGGCCUCCAAGUUUUCUAGGAUGAUGCAAUGUCCAGCCAUCAACACAUUUGUGAAGGAAUUUUUACUCCCCAAAAGAGCGCCCCCCCAUGGCAGGAGAAAAAAGUCAAUUUUUUCUUGUCCCCUAAGGUGGAAAUUCACACUAUUGACUGUCACGCCUGUACGCUUUAUCAUAUUGACACAAAAAUUGACACACAUAUGUAUCUCAAUAAGAUCUACAAAAAAGUCAACGCGCGUGUAUCUGUCAAAUGUACGGUUAAAGGGCUAUUUUGCAUUUUUUGCUGAUUCGCACACAUUGGAAUGUGGCUAACUCCUCCUAAGGCUUUCGUCCCACUGACACCAAAUUUGCUCAGGCCAAUCUACACCCCAUGGCCAUGCAAAGUUGUAAAAAUCAUGACGCUGCACCCCACGGUUUACGUUCUAGGGGGCGCCAAAGAUGACCCAAAAAUCCACAUUCUUAAAGGAAUCCACAUCCCCCCCCCCAAGGCAGGAGAAAAAGUCAAGUUUACCCUGCCCAUCGCUCAAUGGCUCAAUCGCAUCGCUCUCCAGGCAACACCGUAAGGAGGAGCAACCUGCCAUUUCGAUAUAUCAUAGCUGUGUUUGUGCCCUCACUCAUGGUCCAGACUUUUUUCAAAUAGGACAUGAAGUUUGUCUGCAGCGAGUGUUUUGGUAGAAACUGCACCUCCCAUUCAUUAUAAUGGGAAAUGACCACAGACAAGUGCGCACACCAUCUUUGGACCUUGAGUGUGACGCGAUCGGGAGGGGGAGGCGGUCGCACUGGGGGCGGCGCGACGCGGCUCGGGCCCGACAGUGCCCCACCGGGGCCCUAGUUUCUUCUUUUUCCUCCCCUUUGAACUGGAAAAUGGCCCACUUCCCACUGGCGAAAACUCAUGAAAUUUGGCAGGACGACCGGGCCUGGUGAAAAAUUCGAUAUUCUGAAGUCGCCCAAACAAUAAAAUGCAAAAUGGCUCCAUAGCGCCCCCUAAGGUGGAAAUUCACACUAUUGACUGUCACGCCUGUACGCUUUGUCAUAUUGACACAAAAAUUGACACACAUAUGUAUCUCAAUAAGAUCUACAAAAAAGUCAGUGCGGCCGUAUCUGUCAAAAUUACGGUUAAAGGGUAAUUUCGCAUUUUUUGCCGAUCCGCACACAUUGGAAUUUCGCUAACUCCUCCGAAGGCUUUCGUUCCACCGGCACCACAUUUGCUCAGGCCAAUCUACACCCCGUGGCCAUUAAAAGUUAUCAAAAUCAUGACGCUGCACCCCAAGGUUUAGGUUCUAGGGGGCGCCAAAGAUAAAACUAAAAUCCACAUAUUUAAAAGUCUUAUAACUUUUUAUUUUUGUCCUCACUGGCCUCCAAGUUUUCUAGGAUGAUGCAAUGUCCAGCCAUCAACACAUUUGUGAAGGAAUUUUUACUCCCCAAAAGAGCGCCCCCCCAUGGCAGGAGAAAAAAGUCCAUUUUUUCUUGUCCCCUUAGGUGAAAAUACACAUUGUUGAGUGUCACGCCUAUACGCUUUGUAAAAAUGACACAAAAAUUGACACACACAUGUAACUCAAUAAGAUCUACAAAAAAGUCCAUGCGCGCGUAUCUGUCAAAUGUACAGUUAAAGGGUUAUUCCGCAUUUUUUGCCGAUACGCACACAUUGGAAUUUCGCUAACUCCUCCGAAGGCUUUCGUUCCACCGGCACCACAUUUGCUCAGGCCAAUCUACACCCCAUGGCUAUUAAAAGUUAUUCAAAUCAUGAUGCUGCACCCCAUGGUUUAGGUUCUAGGGGGCGCCAAAAAUAACCCAAAAAUCCACAUUCUUAAAUGUUUUAUAACUUUUUAUUUUUGUCCUCACUGGCCUCCAAGUUUUCUAGGAUGAUGCAAUGUCCAGCCAUCAACACAUUUGUGAAGGAAUUUUUACUCCCCAAAAGAGCGCCCCCCAUGGUAGGAGAAAAAAGUCAAUUUUUUCUUGUCCCCUUACAUAAAAAUACACAUUGUUGAGUGUCACGCCUGAACGCUUUGUCAUAUUGACACAAAAAUUGACAAUCAUGUGUAUCUCAAUUAGAUCUACGAAAAAGUCAAAGAGCGCGUAUCUGUAUAAUGUACGGUUAAAGGGCUAUUUUGCAUUUUUUGCCGAUUCGCACACAUUGGAAUGUGGCUAUCUCCUCCUAAGGCUUUCGUCCCACCGAUACCAAAUUUGCUCAGGGCAAUCUACACCCCAUGCCCAUUCAAAGUUGUAAAAAUCAUGACGCUGCACCCCACGGUUUACGUUCUAGGGGGCGCCAAAGAUGACCCAAAAAUCCACAUUCUUAAAAGUCAUUUUGGCCACUGCAGGAGUACAGAGUACUGCAGUUCUAGGGGGCGCCAAAGAUGACCCAAAAAUCCACAUUCUUAAAAGUCUUUUUGGCCACUGCAGGAGUACAGAGUACUGCAGGAUACACACACAUAUACACACACGCCAACAUACACACACACACACACACACACACACACACACACACACAGACACACACACACACUCAGAGUCUGUUUUUUAGCACCUGCAAAAACAUGCUGUUUACAUAUUUGACAAGAAUGCAGAGGCUUCCUUUUGCCCCUGAAAAAAAUCAAAUUUCAAACACAACUUGACUGUUCAUUUCUCCAAAAGACAACCAUGAAGCUCCAUUUCAAACCUGAAGCAGAUAGUUGGUGCAUGUGUACAGUAACCUGAGGGGAGUGAGGUGACUAUUUCUGAGGAGAACAUGAGCAGUGAAGAUUCACCUUGGAGCUAGAACAGGGACGUGCACAUGAUUAUACAGGGGCAGGGGCUCAAGUUUUUUCCAGUCAUUUAUACAAUAUGGAAAUUAAUGUGAAAUUAAACCACAAAUAUGUGUGAUGAACUGUUUUUAAAACUUAAACUUCAAAUAAAAAUUGUAAACUUCAAAACAUAUGCAAAUUUUUAACAAAGAACAUAGUAAUUUACCUCUAUUUACAUCAAAAUGCAGGCAAUGGCCCAGGCGUUCUUUGUAAAAUUAUUUACAAAACACUGUAUAGUCUCACAAAUGUCACUUUUUAUUUAUGCCACUACAAAAAAACAUGAUGUAAAUGAUGCAUGAUGUAAAACAUGAUGUAAAAAACUUGUGUAGAUCCUCCUCUAUGUCAGUCCAUGUGUAAUUUUUCCAUAAUUCUUUGUUUUUUGCAGCAUUUUUGUUAGUGUAACUGCAGAUUGUGCUGACAGUGUCUAUGGCACAAAAAAAAAAAAAAUUAAAAUGCCUCAACAAGAACCCCUGGUGGUCUCUGAGGGUGAAACCUGCUAACUGCUGCAGCUCUGUCAGCUUCAGUCUCCCAUGCAGAGCUCUGAGCGCAUGUGUGGCUCUGCACCCUUAGCAGCGUUGCUAACUCCUCAGUAAGGAAAGCCUGCUUCAUGUCAGAGUCUCUAAACUCCAGAAGAAGUCGAUAAAAGUCCCUUUCUUUCUAAAAAAAAGUCGUUAGGGUGUCUGAAAAGUCAUUGAAUCUAACAACAAAGUCGCUAGGUUUGCAACUACGUGUCCCAGACUGCAUCCCUGCUGAGAGUCCCUCCCUCCCUUCUCAUGUUGCAGGAAGAACGUAAGCGCCCGCCCCUUGUCAAUCAGUCACCAUAUAAUUUUGGAUUGGUUGUUGUGGUGAAGUUUUCCACCAAUAGGAGAGAUGUUGUGGUGUGUUUUUUUUUCUUUUGGCAAGCCUUUUCCGCCUGUAAGACCUGUCGCUAAUGUCUGCAUGCUAUGUUUUCCUGUCUCAUUCAGCGCGAUCGAGCGCCGAACGUGAUCAAAAUAAGCAGAAAAAAAGUAUCGCGGACAUAAUUUAUCAUAACUCUGGUUUUAUUUGGCCUAUCAACACAAUUUAAAAACUGGUAUAUAGGUUGAGGUCCUCACUUUUGAGAUAAGUUGAAACGGAGAGUCAACGAGGCUCCGUCUUGCAGCUACAUCCGGUUAAAUAUGUCAUGUGACUUGAACGCACACAUAGACACACACACACGCACACACACACACACACACACACACACACACACACACACACACACACUCAGAGUCUGGUUUUUAGCACCUGCAAAAACAUGCUAUUUACAUAUUUGACAAGAAUGCAGAGGCUCCUUUUGCCCCUGAAAAAAAUCAAAUUUCAAACACAACUUGACUGGUCAUUUCUCCAAAAGACAACCAUGAAGCUGCAUCCAAACCUGAAGCAGGCAGUUGGUGCAUGUGUACAGUAACCUGAGGGGAGUGAGGUGAGUGCUUCUGAGGAGAACAUGAGCAGUGAAGAUUCACCUUGGAGCUAGAACAGAGACAUGCACAUGAUUAUACAGGGGCAGGGGCUCAAGUUUUUUCCAGUCGUUUAUACAAUAUGGAAAUUAAUGUGAAAUUAAAACACAAAGUAUUAAUAGAAAGGUAAUGACUGUCCUGUGUAGGUGACAGUGAUAUCCAAUAGGCUAGGCACUCACGAGGCUGGCUGUGGCAAGUGUAAGUGAAAGCAACACGCACUGGCAGGAAGAACAGCAAACGCCGAUGAAGGAAAAGGGUCUUUGCAGUGAUGGGGGUGAACAGAGAGGGCGGUGGCCAGAGGACACAAAUGGGACGGGGAGGCAGCACGUUGGGGGGGGGGGGGGGGACUCGACACGGCUCGGGCCCGCCAGUGCCCCAACGGGGUCCUAGUAUUGUAUUGUGGCCCAAGUAUUGUGAUGACAUCGUAUUGUGGCCCUAGUAUUGUGAUAAUAUUGUAUCAUGGCCCAAGUGUCGUGGUAAUAUCGUAUUGCGUGGCCCUAGUAUCAUGAUAAUAUUGUAUCGUGGCCCAAGUGUCGUAAUAAUAUCGUAUUGUGGCCCUAGUAUCAUGAUAAUAUUGUAUCGUGGCCCAAGUGUCGUGAUAAUAUCGUAUUGUGGGGCCACUAGUGAUUCCCACCCCUAGUCCAAACAGCCACAAACAUCAAAAGAAAGAUUUAGACUAAUUCGAUAGUAACUGUGCUGCUGUAUUAAUGAGGAAUCUUCCAUCAAUCAGGAAGACAAUUAACCUUAUUUUAUAUCUACAUCCACCCACUUUAUUGUUAUGAUUAGUAUUGCUAUUGUCAAGAGUAUAUUUAGUGCAAUCGUGUGUGAAAGGUUUAACCUUUGCACACUUUUCCAUGUGUGGUGAUGGCGUUGAAUCAUGAUUCUGUUUAUGUUAUUCAGUUAUGUGCCCAGAAAGAGGUUUAGAAAAUAUGCCACUCUGCAGCACAGUUUGCACUCAGAAGCACACACACAUACGCACACAUACACUUGCUGGACGUGCAAAGGAGGUUAAGCUGAACGUGGAUCAAAUCCAUUCCACUCAGAUAACCCAGCUAGUGUUGUCACAAGAUCUAAAACUCUAACCUGCCACGUGCUCCGCUCAUCCAAUUCAUCAUCCACUCAAAUCAUAAGAGCACAGAUAAUCCUCACAUUAUUCAGACACUCAUAGCUCUUUAGCUUCUACGCUCCCAACCCAACCUAUUGUCUUUGAGCCGCUCUCAUCCACAUCAGCUGUUUUUGGAACGUAUAAAGAGCCCCUCUACAAGUUAGGUUAAAGGAAAAACUGUAGUUCGUUAAAACUGGAUCAACUUCUGUCAGAAUUGUUUACUGUAAGAAGAUUUCACGAUCCAAAAAGAACUGCUGAGAUCUGAAAAUAGGACAUCAAAACAUGUCAGGCAGGAAACAAUAGGAAACAGAAAAUAACCGUUCAGUUCUGUUGAGUUUGAGUUUCAAAUCUGGGCUGAGUCCAUGCCUCAUAAAAACUGAAGAUAUAAAAACCAUUACUUGUGCUAAAUAUUUUCAGAUAUUUAAUGCUGAGAGCAGGCCCUGCAUGUCGACAGACUCUGUUUGUUUCAUCUAUUCUACAGCAUACUAACACACUCCUCUGAUCUGGAACUGGGUUGGCCAAUUUGGGGCCCUGGGGGAAGGUGACCGUGGAAGGGUCACUCCAGGCCCCUGUUUCCCACCAGCCUUUUACGCCACUAGGGGAGGGGGUUUCUUUGCUGACAGGGUGAGGGAUUUUAAAACCUCAGGAGGUUAACUUAUUCCCCUGUGACUAUUUAUAAAUUCCUAAAACAACACACAACAGCUUCCACUCCACUAGAACAAAUUUGUGUUUGUGAAUGUAAGACAGAGAUGUUUUUUUUUCACUCCCUAGACCCCAAGCAAAUAAACCCCCCAAAAUGUUGUUCCCAUCUGUUUUGGAAAAAGCUAAAUUACGCAUUCAGAAUCUAUUUUUCACUUGGUUCAGUUAUCCGCACUCAGGCAACCCCUGUUUUUUACAUGCUACCCUUUCCCUUUUGCUCUACACAUGAGGAAAACCUGAAUAUACCUCAUAUCUUUGCUCCUCACCUCCUGGAAUAAAAGAGGAUGUUUUUGAUUGAGUGGGAGUUCAGGUAAUGAAACAAUACAGGAGAUAGUUUCCCUGAACAGUGACAUAUACACACAAGUGCUCGAAGAGAGCUGGGUGUACAGGAACAAGGGCUUUCCCUCUUACUGCUGAUGCAACUCUGUGUGUGUGCAGUUAGUUAACAGUAUCCUGCAGUAGCUUAGAGGGCAAAGAGAAAUCGAAAAGGAUUUCCGGAACAGUUGCAUCACUCAGUUUGGAGUUAUUGAUUGAACAUCCAUUAUUCUCACACAUCCUGGAAUAUAUUUCAGCGAACCUGUCAAAUGGACCUGAUUUCUGGUCCCUGUUUGAAGUUUGUUUUUCUAUGUUUGGAGGCGAAAAGCACACGAGGAGUCCAGAGAGGAGCUGUGACACUCAAACAUGCAGACAAACUGGCUGCUUUGUCGCUUGCUAUCAUCAUUUUGUCAUACUCUGAAAACAAUGUUAUUACCUUGUCUUAAGAUCACCCCCCAUUAAUCAUUUUUGAUCAGGAGCACUAACAUGGUAUGUAAGGUGGUAUGUAAGGUAUUUGAAAGUAUAGCGUCUUAAACACUUAUGUGCUGAACCUCACUCUACAGCUGUAAAAUUUCAUACUGCCUCUUCUGGAGAUUAAAUACUACGAUGAUAAAAUGAAAGCACUUGUUUCGGAUCUUUUAAAGUCAAAAAUACCUGUCAACAGUAGGCCUGGCCAUCUCAUUUAUAAAGCAAAGUUGCAUUUAUAAAAUCUGUGUGUUAUCUUUGCUUUUCCAUGAUGUCAAACAAAAAAUUAAAGUUAAAUUUGAAUGAUGGUUAAAAAGUAUAUAUCUGUCAGAGGUGUGAGCAUGUUUAAAGCUGCAGCAAGUAGAAGCUUCAGUCUUUUACCUCUGCUGGAAAAGACACCCAUCAAAGUUGUUUGAGUGCAGCAUAGGGUUUGCUAUGAUGUGACGGCAUGUAGGGUCACAAUAGUGUCGUUUUUCAGACUCGAUAUUUCCUCUCUUAUACCUGAUUUUCAGAUCAAAAUAUUAUAAUUUCAGCCUCUGUCUGAAAUGUUUUGUUUUAGCUGCUGUCUCUUUAAGGUGUCACUUUCUUCUGAUUGGCCACCUCUACGGAGGCUUUCUGGAAGCACAUAAACCAGUAAGGAGAGUAACAAAUAUAAUAACGCAUCAGAUUUUAUAGCGCUUGUUGUCAGUGACCUCAAAGCGCUUUACAUUGGAGACAUCAUUCAUUUACUCACACCAUGGUGGUGGUAAACCACAUAGGUAGUCACAGCUGUUCUGGGGCAGACUGACGGAAACAUGGCUGCCAGUUUGCGUCUACGGCCUCUCCGACCACCACCACACAACACUCACAAUCAUACACCAGUGGAAGACACACACUGGGAGCAAGGCAGGUUAAGUGUCUUGCCCAAGGACACAACGGACAGACUAGGGAUAGGGCAGCACUCAGACCGCCAACCUUUCAGUUAUUGGCCAACGGCUCUACCUCCUGAGCUACUGCCACCCUAUUGUGUUAUUGUGUCAGAUUUAAGUUAAUCUCGCACAUAAACUGUGGUCUGGCAUUUUUGUUUGUCUGAGAUUUGAGCAGUUUACAUCUACUUUCUCAUAUUAUGAAAAAAAUGUGUUUAACUUGUGAUUUGAAACUUUGCAUACAUGUAGUAUGGAUACUGAACUUUGUAGCUUUGCAGUUUUUGUUGUAAAUGUGGAAAAGCAUGAUACCCCCGAUUUAAGUCCAUGUUGUGAGGCUUGUGUUGCUCACUCCAAUACGUUCGGGUGUCUAUUCCCAUGUCUUCCACAUUGUAACAUUAUUCAUGUCAUCAGCCAUCAGGGUUUGAGUACAGAUGAGCGAUGUCAAAUACUGGAAUGCAAAUGGCCAGAUUUUUGUUUACAUUUGCCCACAAUCAAGACUUUCCCUCGUCCUUUAAUUUUAUGUUAUCAUUAGCUUGAGUAUCAAACUGUCAUGUCUCAUCGAGGCACUUAAGUAUAGACUGAAGGAGAAAAAGGCAGACACAUCCUCAGUGUGAGUUUCUGUGUUCAUUUUAAUUCUCAGACUAAUGAAUCACACUUUUAAAGUCCAUUUAAGCUCAUUUAUUCAGAAUUUGUUAUAUGUGGUGUCACUAAGUCUUGAUUAAUUUCUCAGUGACUCCAAUCAGCGUUAAGCAUCGAGACAGAUUCAUUUAAAUGUUUCUCCAGUUGCAUCUUUAUACCUGUCAUCAUCACUGCAGUGCUUUUUUUUUUCACCCGCACAUCUCCGUCUGUCAUCCACCCUGAGCCCUCAGGCCUGGCUGGCUGAAUUCUUCCAAACCCAGUUUAUACAAAGUCUACCUUGAAUUUCAAUGAGCACCACUGGGAUACACUCAGUUCUACACCAUAUGUCUACAGAGCAGCUGCUGCUAUGAAAAAUAUAACCUCUUAUUUCUCUUUAUACCUGCUCAGUAAUUCAGAGAAAAAAUGUAUUUAUCUGUGUGUGUGUUUUAGUGUGUGUGUGUGUGUGUGUCCUAUUUUGCUUUAAUGUUGAGUACACACGACAACAAUGAAGCUACAUAAACACACAUUGGUGUCUGUGUUUGUUCAAGCGGCCUCAGUUUGGUGCAGAUCAAUAUACCCAGAGAAAAUUGUGCCUCUACUUACGAUCCACAUUGACUCUGGACUUAAUAUCCAGGACUUGUCUGACGGUGACAGAUAACCUGAUAACUAUCUUCCAGACAGCCAGACAUGAUCGAAAAACUCAACAUUAGCAGAGUAUAAAUCCACAGAGCUGACAGCAUCAUUGAAGAUGUCUUUGGGAGUGGAUGAGGGAACAGUGCUGUGCUUUAUUUGAGAAACAGUUUCUGCUUUUGGCCAUCAAUCUUGUUGGUUUAAUUGCAAGAAGGCCAAAAUUGUGACUAUGAUUAAUCUUAUAUUCGUCAUUUUGUGUCCUCCUUCUGUGCACAGGGCCUUUCCCUUCUUUGUCCUCUUUCUCUUCAUGCUUUGUGAAAAGAAAACCACACCACUGACCUUCAUUGCUGUGGUUUGAGUGUAAUAGCUUGAGUGAGAGUGUUAUGGGAUUAUUUUGAUUGUUAUGCUUCCUUUAUAACAUGCUCAGUCAACUAUGGUUGUCAGCAGAGAAGCAGGUGAAUGGAAGAUAGUUCGUAAAUGCUUUUUAGUGUUGAGAUAGUUAAUUUGGAUUGGCUUAGCAUCUUAAGCAUUUAAGUUCGGCUUUAACACUUCUGCGCAGACACAACAGUGAAUCAGAGGAGGGGCGAGCUGGACUUGUGCUUACAGAGGUCUCAUUUUUAGCUGAGAAAAUAAUCUUAUUGACUAAAGAAGCAUCUUCCUCCUUUUCCUGGAAAGAAAGAUAAUCUACAGAGGGUAUUGAACCUCCCACUGAGCUUAUCUUUCUCUCUGCAUAUCUCAUCAUCCUGUUCAGAGCCGAAGCAGCCACCGCAGACGGCUGGUCAACAUAUGCCUGGCUCUGCUCGAGGUCUCUGCCUGUUAAAGAAGAGGCUAACCCUGCCUAUGUAACCUGUCAAAUGUGGCUAAGUGUCUGCUCAUGGUGGAUUUGUAAAGGAAAAACACUCAUGAAAUGGCAAAAGACUGGUUUAUUAUUUUGAAACGUGGCAGAUUUUUUUUUCUAGAUUUUCAAACCAAAUCAAAUUUUAUCUAUAUAGCACCAAAUCACAAUAGUCGUUAUACCAAGACUCUUUCCAAAAAAAAGAAGAGCAGGUCCAGACCACACUCAUUGUUUGAUGAAUUACCAAGACCCAACCUUAAAGGUAUAUUCUUGCGUAAAAUUAAGCUAGGAUCAAACACACUGUAACACUGAGUUAGAUACCCCUUUGACAGAUGAAUGUUGCCGACUGCUUGCUUCUCUAGUUAUACUACCAACUUUAGUAACAACACAACUCACCUACUCUCUUCCAGCAGCCGCUUGUUUCUUCAUGGAAAUGCAAUCAGACUGAGAUGCUAAUGCAGAAGAGCUACCGCGUCUGCAAUUCAGAAUGAUUAAUGAAAUGAUAAUGAAAUGAUCACAGAUGUUCUUCCUUGAGCUGCGUCACCCGGCUGUAGUCCGGAAUGGCCCAAGGUCUCACUACAAACAAGUGGCUGCUGGAAGAGAGUAGGUGACGCUAGGUAGUGCUGUGGUUAGGACCUUAUAUGUACUGUUGAUGAAGUUAGGUGCUGUUCUGAGCAUUAUUUGUGGCUAUAGAGUGGCGUUUUGGUUGAGGUUUGUGUAUGGCUCCUUAGACCGCUGUGUAUUGCUAUCGUGCGGUCGUUACUAAAGUUGGUAUAACUAGAGAAGCAAGCGGUCGGCAACAUUCAUCUCUCGAGGGGGUGUCUAACUCGGUGUUUCGGUGUGUUUGACCCUAACUUAAUUUUACGCCGGAAUAUCCCUUUAAGAUGGGACAAAUUUGACCCAUCUCAUCUAACAUGAGUGACAGUGGCAAGGAAAAACUUUCUUUUAACAGGCAGAAAUCUUGGGUAGGACAGCCACCUCGCCGCUGCUGAGAUAGUUCUCGAACAGCAAAAGUAGUUAACUUUACAUGUAAACUACAGUUUCAUAAAUUAAACCAAAUAAUGACAAAGCAAUAAAAACUGGACUGGAACAUGCAAGACAUUAUACAUCCAGGAGGAAGAGGGCCUUACUCCUCAACUGAUGUAAUUCAAAGUUGUUUCCCCUGGCAUGAAUAUUUCCACAGUAAUGUGCGUCACUGCAAAAGUCCCUCUAGCCUCCACUCCUCUAUGCCCACCUGCACUCCACUUUACUUAGGAGCACGCACUGAACAAAGAGCAACAGAGCUUUCUUAAUAGCUGCCCCCUUCCUCUCAAACUCUCUCUUUAAUCUAACAUCAAGCGUUGUGGUCCUUCCAUCUACCCCCUCCCCUCCCUUCCCCUCCCUUGUCCUGGUUAGCAGGCCAAGUGAUUGUCAGUGUGAGGCUGGCCAGUCACACGUGGGCAGUAGACACGUGCCCCGCUGCAGUCAGCAGCACACACAUCUAAUGAAAUCCAACCAUUACGCUUGAAUUCCCCAACCGACCACAAAAUCACACUCAUGCAAGUGAGUAUUGAAUGUUCUCUCAGCAGAUAAUUCGGAUCCAGUGAUAUGUCUAACCUACAUCCAGAGGCUCAAAAUGAUGAAAUGCCGCAAUUCAAGCUCGUCCACUGACAUAUUUUGUCUUUGGCGUCCUUCCUUACAAACAGAUCCACCCAAAAACUAACAAAGUCAUUGUUUUGUCCGCUGAUCACGUUAGCAUCUCAGUCACACAAUCUCACACACAGACAUUUUUCAAGGACAAGCUGUCCAGCCAAGCAAGAGGCAAACAGUAAACAGUGCAAUUUAGUUUUCCCUCCCUGCUGUGAGCGACACACUGGCCUGUAUGAACCUGCUGCUGCUUUCUAGGUGACACUGAUUGCUUCUGUUUUCUGUUGCUGGUAAAAGACUGGGGAAUAUGCUUGUUUUUAUGCUACUGUUACAUUACAUUGUACUCAGUAUUCCUUUCUCUUUUGAAUUUGUAGUAAAUUAGUGCACAGGGAAAUAUUAGUUAUCAGCAUAUAGCACAAUGUUCAUGCUUCACCACUCACAGAGUUCAGAAAAAGACAACACAUUUUUAAAGUCCAAGUCAAUUUAAUUUAUAAUUCAACAAUUAUAAUCUUUAAGAAAGGUGUGAGCAGGAUGAUCACCUCCUUUCAUAACUCUGAUGGUUGAGCAGUGGUGCAAAGUGAAGAACAAAAGAGUGCUUGUACUUACUUAGUCUGGCGCAAGAACUAGGUUCCUACGUACACACGAGUCUGGUUUUUUAGGAAUCAAACUGUAUCCAGUUUCAUGUUACAAGGGGUCAGUUAAGUUGAUGUUCUAUUAGUGACAAAAAAAAAAAAAGUACAACACAGAUUUUUAUUCAACUCUUGAUCCAAACAGCAGCAGACAGAGAAAAUGAAUGAACAUGAACUGCUUUACUCAUCAGCCGCUGUGGAUCGUGGAUUUCUAAAGUUAUCAGCCACUCAGUGUUUUCACCAUAGCGACGGUUUUGUUGCAGGAGAAUCACAAGUUAUUUGAUCAACUUUGACAACGUGGGCUACCUUUAUGGUUGUCUUUAUCAGAAGUAUUACUGCUCAGAUGUAUAAUGCUGUAGGUACAGUUCGUGUAGAGCAUGAGGAAAUUUUAAACAGUAUUUUAUUUAUUUAUUUAACCAGGUAAGAACCCGUUGAGAUCGAGAUCUCAUUUACAAGAGUGACCUGGCCAAGAGGUCGGUAGCACACAUCACAAUAAUAAAUACUAAUAAAAAAAGAAAAUGACCUCCAGAAACAUAAUUAAAAAAACAGGCACUGUUCCAUGGUCUCCCAAAAUCUGUCAUGUAAGAUUGAACAAAAUGCUUCCAGUGAAAUUUAUUUAAACAAUUUCAGGUCAGUCUGGAGAGUAUUCCAUGCUGAAGUGGCAGCAAAACUGAACAUUUUUUUCACAAUGAUGUGUAAGGCAACUACAACCAGUAACAAAUCUCAGCGCACAGUGAGAGAGAGUAGUUAAGGACUGCAGGCGUUUGGCUGAAGCAGUCAUAUAUAAAACAUCACCAUAAUCCAACAUUUGAAGAAAAGUAGCAGAUACAAGGUAUUUUUGAGCUCUGAGGGAGAAGCGGGAUUUAUUCCUGUAGUAGAAACCUAGUUUUAGUCUGAGAUUAGUGACCAAACUAGCAAUAUGUGCUUUGAAAGAAAGCUCGCGAUUAACAAGAAAACCCAGAUAUUUAUACACAAAUACAAGCUCAAUGGAUACACCCUGCAAAGUCUGGAUCGAGAGAAUGUUCCCAGGUAACUCACUCUUGCUCGAAAAUACCAUGAGUUUGAUUUUAUUUGCAUUCAAGACCAAUUUGAGUUUCUGCAGUCGAGAUUGAACAACAUCAAAAGCAGAUUGCAAAAACUCAAAAGCCGAUUCCUCAUAAUUUGGUUUAUUUUUAUUCACCAUUUUUUAUUCACCAGUUUCUCUGGAAAUUGUCUUUAUCUUGGUCUGUCUGUCUGUGUUUUGAUUUUGUGAAUGCACCAGACACUCAGUCCUUUUUUUAACAUCGCCUCAUGUCUGGAAUACAGUUACUGAUCAAGCUGUUUACAUGACUGUUCUGUAGCCUAUAGCGGCCAUUAUGAACUCUUACCUCUGUCUCAGUGAAUACUUAUCCAAUAACACAUUUUUAUUUGUUUCAUCCUGAUAAUGUCAAUAUGUAUUCUUUGACAAUGCUUAUUCAUGUCAGGGGUUUUUGUAACAUGCUGCAACCAAGAUAUGAGGGCAGCAAGUGUUCAUUAAAUCAAUACACAAACUACAUUGUAUUAGGGAGAGAGAGAUAGAGGCAGAAAGAGAGAGAGAGAGAAAGGAAUUUAAGGGGCAAAACAAUAGAACGAAAAAGAACUCAAGUGCAAUUUUGAGACAUUUUAAUAUCCAGGGACACCCUCACCAGGGGAUAAAAAAAACACUUUAAAGUACUCUGUGGAAAACUUCACUUUUCUUUCUGGAGAUACUCUCGCAGUGUCCUACUAGGCACCUUAAAAAUUGGUGCUUUACAUGAAAACAGCCAUUCAACGCUGACAAGGGCUGGCCGUAUGAUAAAGGACUUCGGCAGCCUGUUUAUGUGCUGUCAAUUUGCUCGUAUGUUUUAUAUUUUUAACAUACUUAGUUGGCACAGCCUCCUAGAGUUGCAAUAAUAAGUACUCCUCAUGUAAGAUAGGGCAAGGUUUGAGGGGAAAUCUGCCUACCAAUCUGAGGGUUGGGGAGAAUUUUCCAAAGUUACCAUCCCUUGACUUAAAGCAGUUUCCCAGAAGCUGCAGAAUCCUCUCCUUUAGCUGGACUGAAUGGUCUCUGAACCAAAAUGAGCCUCAGUGUUACAGGAUGAUUUAAUGGCAGGGCAGAAAUAGAGCGUGAAUAUUCCUUUGCUGGCACUCAAUGACUUAGGUCUCUUUUAAAACCACAGAUGUGCCUUUUUUGCUCAAGUCCACAGGAUUGGCUGGUUUAAAUUUCAGGAUAUUUUAAGUGAUGAUGUUUAAUGGCUGUCCAUUGUCAGUAUCAGUAGCUUCUGUUUUUAAGGUUUUGUAUGUUGUCAUGAUGAGGAAUUUAUGAUAAAACUGGUAAUCUACCUGGUUAAAACUAUCCAAGAAACAUAAACUUAAAAAAAAAACAGGAAUAUGAGUGUGCUGAAUAAACCUUUUUUUUUCUCAAAUCAACAGUUUUGAUAAUGUGCUGUAAAGCAUCGUUCUGCGAGUCUUCCUAUCAUACUGUGCUGGAAUGAAUUCCAGCUAGAGCACAAAACUUGUCUAGAUUACUAUGUUGCAGAGCAGAUGUGAAUGUUUUUUGCGUCGCUUGUGAUUUCCUCCCUCUGCAAAAUGAAACACAAGUGUGCAGCACUUUGCAGGAUUAUACAGUAUUUCUCACUGUUCGGUAUAUGCAUACUGUUGAACAAGUCCUGUACUGAAAUGAUUUAGUAGGAAUACCAUUGUAGCCUUAAGCCAGUUUUUUUCAAACAAGCUUGAUCACCCUUCUCCUGUUUUCUGACACAAGAAGUUGAUUUAGACAUCCAGAAAUCAUUUUUAAUGCAGUUUAACUCACUCGCAUCCUCUCCAGCGAGGAAUGGCAUCAGUAUGUUGAUUUAGUGUUUGAUUUAAUUUGAAAGCCAAAAUAGUAAAAACUCUACAAUCAAAUAAAGAGAAACUUUGUUUUGUUUUAUGUGCAGCAUGGUAGAGAUGUUUUUUACAAGGUUACGUUGUCAUUGAUAAUUACAAGCCACUGUGGUCUGGAUCCUCUGGGCUGCCAGUAUUGUUAUGUACUAAAUCGUUAAAUUUAUUUAAAGAGAAUAACAUCCCUGUUUUAUAGACAUGGUCAAUAUCAUCUGAGCCAUAUUUAUAUUCAAAUAGAGUAGAACAGGAUAUGAGGAAGUUCAGGUUGAGAUGUUGAAGUCUGGGAAUUCUUAUUGUUGUUUAGGAUCCCCCAUUCAGCACUUAAGAGUGGGUCUUAUUUAAAAAAAAAUGGUAUUGUCCCUUUUCUUUCACCGCUCCAUGCUACUGUAAGCCGUACUGCAGGAGCUCAAAAAUAAAGGCCACUCAAUACCUGGAGCUCCCCCAUCUCUCUACAGCAUCACACACCACCAGUCACAGUGUCCUACACUGCCCCCCAAAGGAAAACAUCCACAACUUCACAUCCCUGGUGACGACAGUGAUGGCGAUGUAAAAAUAAAAAAGUGUUAAAUGAUGUGUGAGAUGCUGCUGUGCUUCAGUGUUUUAUACCAGAUGUUGACUGUAGAGGACUCCUUAUUGUCACCUCCUGGUGUGUUUAGAAAGAAAUGACGCCUUCAAUGCCUCUUCAUUUAUUUCUACAACAGAGUCUUGUUGCCAAGUGUAUCUUUCCACCCAGGGGACACCAUGUGCUUUUUCAUUUUAACAGUCUUACACUGGCUCAAUGGUUGCUAGGGAUACGUCUUCCCUGGAAACAGCUGUCAGCUCAGCAGCCGAGGGUGACGCCUAUCAUGAGGUGUGGCAGCAAGUUUAUUUUUAGCUCCCCAUCCAGGUAGCCACAAACUGAGAGUUCAAACACUUCAGAAGAUCGUUCUUUGAUGGGAAGUGAAACAAAGUCUGUUUUGAGAGGCUGCAGAUAUGUUUCUUAUGUUUAAUUUAGAACAAUCAUACUUCUCAGAGGAUUGAGUUUAUCUUAAAUGCAGAAGAUUCUCAAUCUACACUAUAAAGGUUGUAUGAGGCAAUUUGCAGCAUUUAAAAUUGAUGUGCUGUUGUGUUUUCUGCACCCUGAUGUGCACUGCUGUAAAUAAUGUUGUAGUUAUGUAGGUUGGAAGGUAGCCGUGGGAACAAUCUCCAUGGUUACAACUUAGGAGCAUGCACAUCAGUCAUUGAUAAGGAGUGCUGGACCCCUGGGUGCUCGGAGAUUUCACAAAAUGCUCUAAGAACUGUAAAUGUUUAUAAUAUUUGACAUGUGUAAAAGCUCAUGGGCAGCACAGUGGUGUAGUGGUUGGCACUGUCGCCUCACAGCAAGAAGGUCCUGGGUUCGAAUCCGGGUCAGGGGGUUUCUGUGUGGAGUUUGCAUGUUCUCUCUGUGUCUGCGUGGGUUUACUCCGGGUACUCCAGUUUCCUCCUACAUCCCAAAAACAUGCAGUGGUGGGGUUCGUCUCUAUAUGUCAGCCCUGCGAUAAACUGGCGACUUGUUCAGGGUGUCCUCUGCCUUCGCCCAAAGAUGCUGGGAUAGGCUCCAGCCCCCCCGUGAACCCUAAUGGGAAUAAGCAGUAGAAAAUGGAUGGUUGAAUGGUUAAAGCUCAUUGCAGCAACUUUUCAAAGGUUCUGCCUCAGCCUCAAAAUAAUGUCUACUAAAUGAAGACACUUGGAUUACUAAAAGACUACAACUUGAAUUAUUUGUUGUGUUACAGUUUUUAAAAGAUACAUACAAGCUUUUCUGACACUCAACAAAACUGUUCAUACUUAAUAAUAUCAUUUUAUUUAUGCAGGAAUUUUUUAAAAAAUAAAGUGCUUAAAAAAAUCAUAAAACGAUAAAUCAAAUAAACAUUAAAGAACAAUAUAGUUAAUGGUUAUAUUAGAGCAAUACACCAAAAAGCAAGGCUAAUAGCUCCCAAACAAUUAAUGAAUUACAGCAGAUAACAAAUAGGUAAUAUCCAAAUGCUUAAAUAAUGUAAGGUGAGAGACACACACAAACAGUUAAACAUCACACCUGACCAGCCUUUUAGUGUUUUUGACCUUACAGAAUUAAAACUUGAUGCGCAUCCCCAGUUUAGACAGGAUUAAAGAAAGAGUGUAAAUCAUUUGUUUAUAUAUUUGUGAUGUUAGACUGUCCUCAUUCUCACCUUUCUCUUUCCUUUCUCAGCUGUGGUUGUUCCUGAUGGGGCAUCAGAGAAGGCGGGGCUCGGGGAUGAACUGGGCAGUGAGGAGGACCUGCUGUAUGAAGAGUUUCGCGGUUCUGGACAUCGUUUUGGACAUCCGGGAGGAGGAGGAGGAGAACAGCUGGCCAUCAAUGAGGUAGGAAGAAUUAAAGUCAUCGAAGGGGUUAAGUGUAGUUGAUUGAUUUUUUUCUUCAAACCCUCAUCUUAAGGUUAACAUUUGGUUCGAUAGAGGUAGGUAUGGAUGAGUUAUUUUGUUUUGCAGGCUGAGGUGUUUUUCAACUGCAAAUUAAGUUUUCUUGUUUCUGGCAUUUUUUUAUGAGUAAACAAAAUUACAUUGUUUUCCUUUUUUCUUUGUUACCUGUGUUCUGUCACUCACGACUAUCUCUCUUCAGGGCCUGUUUUGUUUUAAAAUGAGAAACCUCUGCAGAGAUAGUGCAUACAAAGGUUUUGAAGUUGGUCUCACAAAAGAAUUAAAAAAGGUUAUUUUGUUGGUUUAAUGCCAUAAAUAAAUAAAAAAAAAACAGCAACAAUCAAACCUGUCGUCCCUCUGAGGGGGUUUGCCUAUUUAAGCGACCACUUAAAUCAAUAGUGCCGCUAUUCUUCAGCCUCUCUGUUGCUUUCAGGUAAACUCAAGUGAAAGCAAAAGUGUGUCAGGAUGAAAUGAUGUUGAACAGAACCUGGCCUCACAACCACACAGGGCAGGAAAUGGCUUUUAUUGCCUUUUGGCUAAGAGGAGUGGCAAAAACAAGCUCUGAGGUAGCUGGGUUAUAUAGUUGUCAUGGAUACCUGCUCUGGAUUCUGCUGAUGCACAAAUUCAGCAAAAUGUGAUUUACUGAGGAGAUACAGGCACUCAAACAGCAGAUCAGUGAAGCCUCGUUGUUCAAGGUUUUCCACUGAUUUGUUAACACAUUUUACUUUGUGGCCAAGGAUGUAACCUCCACUGAAGAAAUAAGACAUGCCCCCCAUCUGUUUUUCUUUGUUUUGUUUUGUCUUCUGGUAGGAUUACCCCCUUUCCUUUUCAAAUGAAACCUUUUUCCACAUUAGUUUUUAUGUUGUCAGGGUUGUUUUCCUACCAAAUCAGAUUAGCUGAUGUUGAAAAAGGGGUGCACUGACACAGAAGGGUGAUGCAGAGAGGCUGCCAUCCAAAAAUGGUAAAAAUAAAAUAAAAUUAAAAAAAAAAACGCCAUGUUUCCUGUGUGAUUGACAGUUCAUUUAGUCAGUUCUUUGUUUUAUUUGACUUUAUUGGUGCUGUUUAUAUUGGUUGAAAUUACUUUUGAGUGGCUUCCUUUGAUAUAUUGACAAUAUACUGUAUAUUUUCUGGAAAAACUGGCAUAUGGCAUAUUUGUUAAUGGAUGUUCUUUUCUGGUUCUCUUUGCUGUACAUUUUGUCUAUUGUUAAACUUCUCUGCAGCUGCUAAGCCUUAACCAGUCCUGUUUCUAUGUUAUCUUAUCAGUAGUUUUUCUCUAGUUCUCGAAUUAAACUAAAAAACUGACAGUAAAAAAUAACUUUUAUUAUUUUUGACCAUCUCCCCUCAAGAGAUUAUUUUGAUCAUAAUUUUGUAUAAAUAUAUAUAUGCAUAUUUAUUUGUACUCGCAUUGUUUUUGUUAUAUGGAGUUGAUGAAUUUAGAUGUAAUACUAAUUACCUGAUUGAUCAUCUAAGUCUUCUCCUGCCCUCACUCCGUUAUUCUCUUUGAUUGGUUGAUAGUGACCAAUCAUAACAGAUACCCCAGCAACCCAGCUGCCCAUGUCCCAGUUUUCUUCAUUUCCCUUAAUAUAAGGCAGCCACGACAGAGUUGGCACUCUGCUGCCAUCCUGUGGGCUACUGAUGCAUUAUAUUCACUCUAUUGACAAGAGGUGGUACGGCGUGUGGAUCAAUGACAUAAUGCUGUGUGGGUUCUUGCAAACCAUCUCUGCUGUACAAAGCAGCAGAUUUCAGUUAUGAGGUCCAUCAGGUAUUGUCAGGUUCAAGCCUCUUGGAUGUCCACAUCUGCCUCCUCUUUCACUUUGGUUUCAGUUGCUUUAUUUGUUGAAUGUUUCUUUAUUAUCUGUACCAAACUGAUCAUUUUUAUAAAAUCAACAUCACACAAUCAAGGUUAAAAUGUUCAUGUGGUGCUAACUCAUUUUUCUUCCUGGUGUUUUGUAGUUGCCUGGUAUGAUUUUUUUUUAAUUUAACCUUUAUUUAUCCAUAAAAUGACACAAACAGCACAACAUGAGGAAAUCCGAAGAGCCGACGCUUCUAAAAAGAUAUUAUAAUAAACAUCAGACUGUUAAGGAAAAUGACUACAUACAUUUGCUGCAGAAACUGAUCCCAGUUAUUCAAGAUUUUUCCCAAGAAAGUUCAUAAACUUAACCCAAGACAAGGACCAGACCAGUUUGACCACAGUGCCAAACAGAACCAGGUGUGGUUCUAGACCUAAACCAUUCCUGACUAAUAUCAGGAUCUGUGACACUAAUGUCAAUUUCUUUAUGUUUUUAUACAAUAUAAAGCAGUAGAAACCUAUCAAUCACAGCAGUGAUAAAACACUUGUAAUAUUUAUAUUCUAAGAUGCUUUUUUUUCUUAAAACUGAUGCAGGGUUCAGGAAUCACUGUAAAACAAAGCAAACCGAGGCUGUCAGCUCAUUAUCGAAUGAUAUUUGAUUGAAUAACCAACAAUUUUGAACGUUGUUGUUAACAAAUACUUAAAAAAAAAAACAUGUCGAAAAUAGAUGUUUUUUCCUCUAAUUAGUGUAUACCAAAAAUUCCCAUAUGUCCUUUUUGCUGCGGCAUUUGCUUUAUCUAAUUCAAUUUUACAUAUACAACCUACCUCUUGAAAAAAAUCACAUUAUUAUUCCAUUUCACAAAUAAAUACCAUCUGGGCCGAUUUUGGAAAGUUGAGUGCUGAUAUUUCAUUAAAUUGCCUUUCACUUAUGUGAGCAUAUUAGCAGUAUUGAGUCAGACAAGCUCAGCUCUGUAUGUAUGAAAUAAUUACCCUUCCUGAUUGCCUGGAGUAAAUCUUCCAAAAUAUUCCACGUUCAGCUUAAGUCACAUCCUUGCAGACUUUUGAAUUCAUAAAUGCACCUCACGAAGACUAUGUGGGGAAAUUUUCAGUCAUGCAGUCAGUCAUGAGCCAAGCAGAUGUUGAUACUGUUAUUAUUAAGUCCAUGAUAAUGGUAACAAGAUGUUAAGUUCCUAAAUCAUUCAGAUGCUUUCUAUACUGUUGAGAUACUUUUGGGUUAUUGAGUUAAAGUUGUGUUAACCUGUCUGUAAAAAUGGAUAAUAAGACCCCAUAGUUUAUCAGUUAAAGUAAAUUAUAUUUAAUUAUAUUAAUUUAAUUUAAUUUAAUAAUAUCAAGUAAAUUAUUUGCAACAACUUUAAAAUGUGAAACGGUUAUUAGCCCAUUAUGGCAAAUAUAAAAAUGCAGCAACUGUACUCAGCCAUGUGUACAGACUCUGUUCACACUCACACUAAUGAUUUCUGCAUGGUAUCCAUACCCCUCCCUCUAUCCCUCUCAUCCUAACAACCAGCCCCUCCUCACCCUGAUCUACCUCCAAAUGGUUGCUAAGGCUCUGCUUCAACUACUCUGGUAUCCAGGAUACCAUGACACCUUACGCAUCCUGAUUGGCUGCCAGCUAUACAAGGGUGGGUACACACAAAAAAAGGAAGGACAGGAGGGGAGGGGAGGGGGGGAAAGAGGGAGAUCCUGGUUGUUAGAUGGAUGGCUGAGGCAGCACAGCUCUAGGCAGAGCACCGAGCACCAUUUUAGCAGGAGCUGUUAACAGAGAGAGUAGGUGGGCAGAGACGGAGGGAUAGAAGAGAUCGAAAACAGGCCAGAAGGAGCAAAUGGCUUAAUGGUUUUGGGUGUAGAAAAUGACUGUGUGCACGUAGGUUCAAGUGAGACAGAAAGAAGCCUGACAAAAGAAGGAUAAAAAGAGGAGGAGGGAGACGACAAGGAGGCAUGAACAUGAAUGGGAGACCUGCAGCAUCCUGUCCUCCGUCUUUUCUCUUGACAUCCUGACCAAGGAGAGCAAGAAAACGGGAAAUAAAGAAUAAACUGGUGAAAACGAAAGAGAGGGGAGGCGCCUAUUCCUCAAGAGGAGAAAGCAAGUGAAGGAGGACGAGGGGGAUGCUCAGCACGUAACACACAAAUCGCUUCAAGGAACAGAUUCUCUUACUCGCUGACACAGAUAGACACCCAGCCUCCACUGGCAGGCCGGGCCAACACUGGGCAAAGUGGCAGGAGAGGCACAGGAGGCGACCGCCGGAGCCGAGCGGAGGAGGAGAGCAACACUAGGCGACAGCGACGGAGAAAGUCAAGGAGGAGGACGGGUUGACGCGGUGUGGUGUGGAGGCUCAGCACUGAGAGAAAGGCGACGGGGGAGGGGCAGCGGUGCUGAGGAGGAGGAAGACGAGGCCAGGGGACUGAUGGCUCGUGGCAGCGGCUCAGGGAGGUGGAGUAGGCAGAGGAUGGGAUUCUUCAAUGCCAUGCUUCGCUGCAACCUCCCCCCAGAGACCCAGAAGGUGGUAGUGUUCCUCAUCAUGAUGCUGCUCAUUAUCAUCAACGUGGUGCUCAUGUUCCUGUUGGCCUUUCAGUAGAGCAAACCUACGGACCACCACUCUCUGACAUAAUCCAACACACUCACAAACACAUGCUCAUGAACACAAGCUCCUACAUGAAAGAAAAGACCAGAUAAACUGAGAAGAAGAACCAAGGAUCAGUGGUGGACUUCCCUGUUUACGAGAGGGACUGCUGUGAUUGAUGGGUAUCCAACAUGGCAGCAGCAGAACACAGGUACAGCCACGAUGGUGGAGAUAUCAUUAGUGUGGGAACAGUGAAUGUGUUUGGGCUCUUUGAAAAUUUAAUGUGGAAGACGUUCUUGUUUGUAUAUACGCAUAAAAACCUGUGAAGCAGGUUAGCAGCACUGAAGGAAACCUAUUUUCAAGUCUUGUAUUGAUACUCUAGGUUUGGUUUGUCUGGAUUUUCAAAUAUAUGUCAAUAUAUGUACACCAAAUCUCCAUCAGUAUGACAGAGGACACACUAUUCAGAUUAUAUCCCUUUGACAUGGACAGUGUUUGUACUUCACAAACUUACUAACUAUGGUUGAACCUGUCUCUUAAUACAUUCUGACUUCCCUUUCCUGUUCCAUGACCUUAUGUUCCCUCCUCCAAAUAUGUAUUUCUAAAUCACCUUUGAAGUAUAUUGAGUCAUGUGUGAAAAAGUGUUAUUAUUACCGCAAACAACGUUAGGCUAGUUUUUGACAAAUCAUUGGCCUGCACUCAAUUUCAGUCAAAAUAAACAACAUUAAUUUUAUGGCACUAAAUGUUAUGUUGAUAUAAAUCCAACACUUUUUUGUUAGCGAGGCUAUAAACUCAAGAUUUAUUCAAUCUGACAGAACUGGGAUGUCACACACGUCAUAUCCUGAAGUGUAAAAAAGCAAACCCUUCCCCAGAAACAACAUCUUGUGCCACUUUCUCUGGUGCAAAGUCACAUUUUAAGUUAUGUUUUAAUUUGGAUGAAAAAAAAAAAAAACCCUCAGAAACAGAAAUAGCUAACACAAUGCUUUCAGGUGAUGUAACACACUCUGCAGCGACCUUGUUACAGCUCCUGGGCUCUUAGAUAACCUGGGCUGAUUGUGUUUUGAACAAACAGUUGAAGAACUUAGCGGCUUUUAAGUAGUCUGGGUUAAUUUAAAAUAUGAACCUUUUUUCAGUGAUGUAACCUGUGUACCUUUCUAGUCAGUCAACAUUUUUUGAGUGUGUUGAAGUGGAGGGGAACUUUUACAUCACCAAGUUACUUGCUGUUUCUAAAUAAGUCAUUUGUCUGCCGUCAGCAUUUUGUUGAAGCAAACUGAGCUGGCUGUUAGGAAAAGGAUACUCUGUGUAUAUAUAAUACUUUCUCAUAGUUAGAAGUGAGAAUCACAGUUAGUGUGACUGUGCCCACUGGAAUGAUACAAGGAGUGCUGACAGUGUGUAACCCUGCCUAUAGAUCUAAUUAAUGAAACAACAUGUAUUUUACUAACUUACAGAUAAAUUGCAGAUAUUCCUCUUCUGAGUGGCACCUUUGUCCACUUCAACUAUAUACUGUAUUUUGAAGUGGUCUUAAAUGAAUAGCAGUAUUUUACUCCCUUUUAAUAUUGACUGGAGUUGUUCCUCAGUAGCCAUUUGUAGACACACGGCCCCCUGUGUUGGUAUCCUGCUAAAGCAAACAAAAAAGUUCUUCCAUUUUCACACUUUAAAUCCAGGAAAAUUAUCACCUUUUAUGCAACAGCAAAUCCACUUCAUGUAAAAAAAACAAUGCUUUAGCUGUGGAGGAGAAACUGAACACAUCUAAGUAGUGGGACUGACAUAACUUUGUCGAUCAUGGUAUUUGCAGAGAUUUUUUUUUCAGUUAAGUGCCUUUUUUAAAUCAAAUUUAAGCAAAAUUCCCAAAAUUAUGCUGGACGGAUAUGAAUAUUGGUUGCUUUGUUUAAAGUAAAAUAAAAUUUAAUUUUGAAAAUUUCAUUAAUAGUGUUUGACAUAUAAGAUGUUUAUCUGACUGUGUCUCAAAACUAAGAGGAGAUGAUAAAUGGACUGUGUUUCAGUGUUCAUGGUUGUUGCGUUUUAGCAAUUUUAAGUUUGUAUGGAUGUAAUUGUACAUGUCCUUUUUCCUGCGAUGUGUUGCUGCAGAGGAAAAUUCAUUACACUUUGUGUUCUCUUAUUCUGUUCGGCUUCCCUGCGCAAGAUUGUCUCUCACUGGGACACCUUGUCAUAUGUUGUCAAUUAUUAAUUUUAUCAUAGGAAGCUUUUGAAGACCAUUAGUUGAAUUUGCACAAUUAAAACACUGAAUGAACCUGCUGUACCAAGUUGUUAUGGUUUAUGACCCCUCCAAAUCGAGCAAUAUCCACGUUUAACUAUGCCUGUGAGCUGUUAUCAAUUUAAAACAGUUUAAAUCAUAUGUUCUCACUUUAAUAGAGCUGCCCUCCUGAGUUGACAUUUUUUUAGAGAAUGAUCAAAAGCAAGUUGAAUCUAAAUCAGACUUUUACCUCUGUUUCAAGUGUUUAGUUUUUCAGGAGCACCUAAACUGUAACACGCAGUCAGUCUUAAAAAGAUCCAAACAUCAUUUGCUGUUCUUUUGAACUGGAGUUGUACAUUUGGAUAUCUGUUCAUUUCAAUAGCUUUACUUUUUAAUGGUUUUCCAAAGUGGAGACAACAUCACACUCAAUCUGUCUGCUCUCUCCACAUGAUCUCUCAUUACAACAUGAUGUACACUAUUAAUCUUUCCUAGCAUGGAGUGCUGUUCAGUCUACUUUGCAUUAAGAUGUCUUCUAGAAAUGGAGCUAUAAGCCAGUGCACCUCAGUGUUGACUUAUUUAGCAAAAUAAAGACAUUUAAUAAACUGAUAAUCUUUCGGAUCAUAACUAGAUAAAAAUUGAUUGAAUUUCAUGUAUAUUCAAACCCCGAAACAAUCUGCAUUAAAGAGACUCAUUGAUAUCCUUUUUAUUCACGUUGAGGGUGAAAGGUUACAGGGGCAGAGCUGCUAAUGUGUGAUAGAGCGUCUGUCUCUGUCUAUGUUUGUGUGUCUGUUAAGGUUGAUCUUGUAGUGACCAGUUUCCUGAGCAGUAUUGCCCAACCUGCUGUUUUUAAUGAGUGAUAUGAAGCUGUUUACUAUCAUAACAUUUAAUUAUUGGAGGAUAUUGUGGUGUCAUGUAGUCAAAGAUGAAUCCGGAGAUAGAGACAGCAGAAAGGCAAGAUGGUGUAGGUGUGUUGCCUAGCAACAGCCACAUUGUCUGUUUUCCUCAAUGCUAUGAUGUAUCAGUGGUGCGAAGAAAUGAAAGGAUUGUUCUUUAACAGCACUAGUAAGGUGGAGUGUAAAAAAGUAGGUUUCUUUUCUGCUACCCCACCACCACCCAAAAAAAAAACAAGAGAGAGAGAGAGAGAGUAUUGUGGGCUGAUGGAUUCAAGCAAGAUUUGUGCGGCUUCUGCAGGAAUGAGAGGCUAAGCAUCAUUAUGGAUACCCUCCAUGGACUUAGGGGCCAUGUUGACGCAGUGAAAUAGGUGGUGUGUGUAUGAGGCAGUGUGAAAUAUGACCACUGCAGUGUCUUCAUCAAUAGCACUGGCUCCAUCUCUUUCCUGUUCACACUCUGUUCCCCUGCCUCUGUCUUGCUCGCUGCCUCUUUCCUCUACUGUAUCUUACUUCACCACCACCUUUGCUUCUUAUUGAUCACCCCUCCUGCACCCAGGCUUCAACAAAAAGCUGAUGUAUUUGUAAAGCACAUACUGUACACUAGCAUGUCAUAGUAUGACCUGGUUAAUUCUUGGCCCGCCUCUGAUCUCAUGAGGUCGAAACAGACUGUUUCGCUGUUGGUGGUAGUGGGCCAACUGCAAUUAGUAGCUAGGUUGUACAGACCUGCGUCAUGUACUUCUGUAGGACUGUUUUUAUUCAGCUCUACUUGGAAAGAGGACUGGAAGGGGGCAUGAUUUAUAUCAGAAGUUGUGCUAAUUUGAAGAAUGUAAUAUUUCCUUAUGCAAUAGUCAUUGGCGAUUCAACUGUGUGCUUUUUAGAGCACCAAAUUAAUUUAACAUCAUCACGCAAUGAAUUAUGAACACUUCUCCCUCUCUCUCUCAAACCCUCCACCCCCAAAAAAGAAAAUCUUUGAAGAAGUAAAUGUUAGAUUAGAUUACUUAUCUCCUCCUAAUGACAUACUGGUAUUUAAGGUCCAUGUGUGCACCCAACCCAAGUCACUAAAAGGGCUUCAAGCAGUCAGAAAAUGUGUUUGAAAAAUGGAGGUUCUUUCGACCGAAGAUAGUGCAACAAGCUUAGGGUCAGAUAUAUUGUAAUGAAUUAAAGAUACUGUUGCUCUGUAGCUGAUGGUUGAUUCAUCUUUAAAUAAGGGAGUGUUUACAAACCAGCUCACCAUGUUACCUAAGUGAAAACAUCAAAAGCAUCUUGGUUUGUAUGGUUGGUAUUCGGCAGAGUAACAAUUAAGCGUAUAAUGUUAAAAUUAAACUAGCAAACCACAAACAUGGAGCUUCCACUGUCUAACUUUGUCAUGCCCUGAAAACACUUCGUAUUCAAUACAAUUCAUCAGUGGCUUAUGCUCCCUGUGGACAAAAAGGAAAAACAGGAUUAUUAUUUUAGACUUGACUAAGCUCUUUUAAAGCCUGUUUGGCUUAGUACAACGGGGUCCCAACAACUUUGAGAUGGGUGGUCUUGAAAUACGGUUGUGCCAUCUUUGCCUCAACUGUACUUUGGGUUAAAUACAAAUUAAAUCUUUUCAAAUAAACAUCUUUAUAUCAACUUUUUCACAUCUGCUGCAAUAAUGGAUAACAAUGACAGAAAAAAGUGACUGACUAAACUCUAAAGGUUUUCCAGAUAUGUUUUUCUCGAACUGAUUUAAAGUUUAUUGCGUUUGUACUCUCCUUUCCUUUGUCACUUCAGCUUGUAACCUUGAUAUUCACUGAAUGAUUUUGAAAUGGAAAUUGCAUUCAUGGCAUUACAGGACAACCUUAAUCUGAUGUGUCCCCUCCUCUCUACAGCUGAUCAGUGAUGGCAGCGUGGUGUAUGCUGAGGCACUCUGGGACCAUGUCACCAUGGACGACCAGGAGCUGGGCUUCAAGGCCGGCGAUGUCAUCGAAGUAGUAGAUGCCACUAAUAAAGAGUGGUGGUGGGGUCGUAUCAUGGACAGCGAGGGUUGGUUCCCUGCCAGCUUUGUGCGGGUAAGACACCCUCUGACCAUGGCUGAUGGAAGACACGCCUGAUCAGCUGUUAUACAUUUUUGUAAACCCCUUAAACAAUUAAAACAUUAGAUCUGCAAGUCCCAUUCAUUAAUUUUGUGAUUUUGGAGGAGUAUCAGACUUCCGGCCGAGGUUUAAUGUUACCUGUAUCCUUCUCAGCUGCGUGUAAAUCAAGAUGAGCCCAUGGAAGAAUAUCUGGCCCACCUGGAGCAGGCUCAAACAGGAGAGGAAGACCGGGCAGGUCUGGGCUUGUUACUUGGACCUGGUUUACCCUGCAAAGAGCAAAUGAGGACCAAUGUCAUCAACGAGAUUAUGAGCACUGAGAGAGAUUACAUCAAGCAUCUGAAAGACAUCUGUGAGGUCUGGAUAAGUUUCUGUCCACUCUACAAAAUCUCAUACAUGAGUUUCAACAAAUUCACUUUUUAACCUCGGCUUUGUAAGGCACUAUUUACUAAAUGUCUGUGUUGAAUAUGACUUCUUGGGUUAAAACAAUAAGCAGGAAUAAAUAGCUAUCAUUUCCACUCAGGUCUUCAAAUGUACACUGCUGAAACUGUCAUGGCGUCAACAUAUUAGCAUGCCGCCACACGCACAUUUACUUAUAAUUCUUAUUAAAUACAACUCAAGUCUACUUUAAACUAGAUUAUUUAACAACUGGGAUUACAAGCAAGACAAAAUCCUGAAUUCUGAAUUAGCUGUGUUGAGGUGUGCUCACUGAUCUGCUUGCAGGGUCUGAAAGCACUUUGCUGGCAUACAUUAUGAAUGCCUAAAUGUAUUUAUUUUUGGUGUAUAUUCGUGUCUCCCUCAGGGCUAUAUCAAACAGUGUCGCAAGAGGACAGACAUGUUUAAUGAAGAGCAGCUUCGGACCAUCUUUGGUAAUAUUGAAGAGAUCUACCGGUUCCAGAGGAAGUUCCUGAAAGGUCUAGAGAAGAAAUUCAACAAGGAGCAGCCUCAUCUCAGUGAGAUUGGCUGCUGCUUCUUAGAACAUGUAAGAUAGGUUAUGUUUGAGAAUUAUGGAUUGAAUAUUCCAUGAGCACGUUUCCCCCUUUAACCUGAUUCUUGUUCCCGUUUCAUGUGCAGCAAACAGAUUUCCAGAUCUAUUCAGAGUAUUGCAACAACCACCCUAAUGCCUGCGUCCAGCUCUCCAAGCUCAUGAAGGCCAACAAGUACGUGUUCUUCUUCGAGGCGUGUCGGUUGCUCCAGAAGAUGAUCGACAUUUCCUUAGAUGGGUUUCUGCUCACCCCGGUCCAGAAGAUCUGCAAGUACCCGCUACAGCUGGCUGAGCUGCUCAAAUACACCAACCCUCAGCACAGGUGACUACAAAAUCAUGAAGGAUUUUUGAAAGAUGAUUGGUGCCAAUUUCAAAAUCAGCUACUAAGCUCAUUUAUAUCUCCUUUAGAAAGGCCAAUAUCAGCCUUUUAUAGAAAUGCCCUAUUAGUGUCUACAGUAGUGACAAGUGAAUUUUAGCACAUUAUUUAUACAGUUAAGAUACUAAAAUUUAAACUUAGUACAAGUAAAAAUGGAAUAGUCAGUAAUCUAAUAUUAACCUCAUUAGUCAUGUACUGUUGUUUUAAUUGUUUUCACAGUAAUAUUCCGUUAUAUAAAUGUGAUACUGAGAUCAAUUCUCAAAGAUAGGUUCAUCAAUUAAUGUGCUGUACUUAGGGUCUGAUUAACAAGAGAGCAGUCAGGAUUAAAUUACAUGUUGUCCAUUUAGUACAUUCACCGUGAUGAAUAUGCAGUGUGGGGUGUUUCUACCCUGGGGUGCAAACUGCUCGCAAAAGAAAAUGCAAAGAUGUAAAUUUAGCACACCAUCUGUGAUUUACUCUCACCUGCAAACAGCAUGCAAGCAAAAUGUGCAGUUUUUUUUUUUAAAUGUUAAAAUUGUAUUCGGGUUCUUGGUGAAUGAGGCCCUGAGAACAACAUGUACCAGAAUGGUGUAUGAGUGUUUGAUCUGAAGUUGCAGCAGUGCAGCAGUUUAUGUACGUGCUUAUGACACAACAGCAGAGUAGCAAAAGAAAAAUGUCAACUAGUAUUGAGCUUUAAGUCGUUAAAAUGCUGGAAUUUUUGGGUAUACCAUCUUUGUCUUGAAAAUCUUGCCAUAGGGUCUGUCCUUUUACUGUAGGCUCCUGCAGUAAAAACUCCUACUAUGUUCCUGUCUCAUUUACAGGGACUACAAAGAUGUGGAGGCAGCCUUAAAUGCCAUGAAGAAUGUGGCCAGACUUAUCAAUGAGAGGAAACGUCGCCUAGAGAACAUUGACAAGAUCGCCCAGUGGCAGAGCUCAAUAGAGGACUGGGAGGUGCGGCAGCUUUUGUCUUGAAAUAUUGUUCACGUUCGAGCACUACAUGCCCGGGUAGUAAAUAAUCGACCUGCGUUUGUGUUUUGAACCACACAGGGUGAAGACGUCCUCAGUAGGAGCUCUGAUCUUAUCUUUUCAGGGGAGUUAACCAAGUUGUCCCAGCCUCAGGCCAAGAGCCAACAAAGAAUGUUCUUCCUCUUUGACCAUCAGAUGGUGUACUGCAAAAAGGUGCUCCUCCCACUCUACUCUCUGAACGGGUUUUGAUAAUAAGAAAAAAAAAUUGUAUCACUAUUUUACUACAUUCACUAUUGUUAGAUCCUUGCUCUAGACCAGUGGUUCUCAAGUCCAGUCCUCGAGGCCCACUGUCCUCCAUGUUUUGGAUGUUUCCCUGCUCUAACACACCUGAUUCAAAUGAUCAGCUCGUUAUCAAGCUCUGUAAUGGCUCAGUAACGAGCUGAUCAUUUGAAUCAGGUGUGUUGGAGCAGGGAAACAUCCAAAACAUGCAGGACAGUGGGCCUCGAGGACUGGACUUGAGAACCACUGCUCUAGACAAUUAGAAAGACUCUUACUGAGCCUGCCUUGCUUUCAAAUGCAGGAUCUCUUGCGUCGGGAUAUGUUGUACUACAAGGGUCGGAUGGAUAUGGACCACAUGGAGGUUAUAGAUGUGGAGGAUGGAAAGGAGAAGUACUUCAACAUCAGCGUGAAGAACGCCCUGAAGCUGCGCUCUCAGACUGGUGAUGAGGUCCAUCUUCUGUGUGCCAAAAAACCCGAACAAAAACAACGUUGGCUCCGAGCUUUCAGCGAUGAAAGGAUUCAAGUCCAGCACGACCGUGAGACAGGUCAGCUUACGCGCAUGUUUUAUGCUUACAGUACAAACACAGCAGUGCAUCUAAACAGUAUUUCAAUUCCUUAUUGUUUUCUCUCAGGCUUUUCCCUUACGGAGGUCCAGAAAAAACAGGCCAUGCUGAAUGCCUGCAAAAGCCAUCCAGCUGGGAAACCCAAAGGUAUGCAGCGAAGAGUCGAAUAAUAAGAUUGUUGUUGUUUUUUUUUACAUAAAUCACCUGAACUUAAAGUCUGAAUUUAAGUUUAUACCUGUUAUUAUUCUGCUUCUGCCUACAGCCCGUUUGAGGGUGAACCAGCUCUCUUUAAAACAAGAAAACCAUGACAUUUAGUGGCAGACCCUUUGCAUGUCUUUUUUUUUCCUGAUUGAAUACUUCAUUGCUAUAUUUUCUGAUUUCAUUUAAAGAAUGUGAAAAUGUACUAUUGGCUUCAGAGUGGGAUUUACAAUCUAACACAAAAAACCAAGUUUCAUGUAGGAGCAAAAGCAGUGGGCUUAGAUGUGGCCUGAAGGGAGGUGAGAGAUCUGGACCGGGACUAUUUAUCAUGGACUUUGAUCAUAUAGAGCAGUUUCACGACAAAAGCAUAUCCAUCUGUGCCUCACCCUUUUAAUAGCCCCAUCCAUUUGUGCAUGGUGCUGAUACACCCUAGAAUUUUAUAACAAGGCCCUUCCUGUCAACACUAUCUCACUCUAUCUUUGUUUCUCUGCUGCUGCUGUGCAUCUCAGAGUCUUCAUCAAUAGGAUAUCUUUGUUUGUUUGAAGAUAGAGAUAGAAAAGGUAGAUCGGAUCAUUUGUGGGUUUUUAAGACACAUUUUAACCAACUGCAGUCCUCUUAGCUGUCCCCAGGUUCUUUUUUGCUGUCUGUGGUGCAUUGAUAAAUAAAUUGAUUGAUGAUCUAGGUAUGUUCGACCUUUCCUCGGGUAAAAUAAUCCUCACAAGAUCAUCUCAAAGCUCAGCACAAUAUUACUGUCAAGAUGUCUUUCUUUGUAGCCUUGGACACUGACCGCCCUCCUAUAAAUAAUACAUGACCGCUAAUCAAAAAUUCAGAGAGCAGUGCACUUUAUUGAAACUGUGUGACCCAUAUUCCUGAAGAAUACGGUACAGGUGCUAAAAAUAGUCCUUCUUCAAAAUAGAACAGCAGAUUUAUUUAUAAAGAGUGCUGAAAAUAAACAUCUGCUUUUGUUUUACUUUCUCUUUGCUGGUCUUUGAUUUUUGUUAAGCUACGUUCAAUAAAACUCAACACCUAAAAUGUCUCAAUGUUAAAAAGAAAAGCCAUCCACUUUGGUGUUAGGCCUUAGAUAUCAAACAUUAUAAACACUAAUGAUGUCCUCUGUUUAUGUUCCUCCUCUUUAGCGGUGACCAGACCGUACUACGACUUUCUCCUGCGACAGAAACACCCCUCCCUCCCCACUGCUUUGCCCCAGCAGCAGGUCUUCAUGCUGGCUGAGCCCAAGCGCAAAACCUCUACUUUCUGGCAUAACAUUGGAAGACUGACGCCCUUCAAGAAGUAA